Molecule: messenger RNA, 71295 nt
Organism: Xyrichtys novacula (pearly razorfish)
Lineage: Eukaryota; Metazoa; Chordata; Actinopteri; Labriformes; Labridae
Source: the annotation of a GenBank genome assembly
AUGUACAGCGGUAUGUACAGUAGCGUACAGCUGGGCAGCAAGUUUCAGCAUGCCUCGUCUCUGUGUGAGGAGCAGUAUGUUGGAUUUACAGCUAAAGUACGCGCUGUUGCUCAUGUAGGCUGAAGUGAUUGAAGACAAAAACGCACCCCAGCUACACAUGAAGCUAGUAUGUGUUAUUUUUCUCUGGCUAGAGUGGCUACGCUAAAAUAUCUAAGACCGAAAUUUCACCAUAAAUUCCCAAGCUAAUCAUAGAGAUAGUCACAUUUAAGACUCUUGGCUGGUGCUGGCACCAUCAGUGGGUGGUUUCUGACUCCCACUGGUGUAAAAGGUGGUCUGUUUUCUUCUGUUAUGCCAGUAUAAAAUUAGCUAACUCUGCAGGGCUAUUAUUAAGCUUUGCAUUAAAAAAAGGAAAACUUCGCUAAAAUUGCAUGUAUAUGCGACUUGCUAGUCAUGGUAUUGUUACCGUUUGUCACCAUUCAGUGAAUUUCCCUCGAGCUGUUGUUGUGUGCGAAGACAGGGAAAUGUCAAUCAAAGGAAGGAGACGUCAGUCAAAAGAAGGGGAAAGUCAGUCAAAGAAAAGAGACGGCAAUCAACUUGUGAAAGCUCUGCCUACACAACAUCGAUGAAUGCUCCAAAGAGCCAAAUGACCUGAUUAUUUCACUUGGUUUCUGAGAGUUAUGAAUGUUUGAUUUUUGUGCAUUUUGACCAGUUCUUUCAAUAGUUGAAAUUUCCAUAAGAUUAAAGAGAGAGCCGAGAAAACACCUCUAAGGGGGUGUCUAACUCGGUGAUACGGUGUGUUUGACCCUAAAUUAAUUUUACGCCGGAAUAUCCCUUUAAACACUUUAAAUUUUACCAAAAGGGUUGACUUAAUUAGUUUAUCUUUAUUCUUCAUCUAUGUUGCUUGCGCGCUCUCUCUGGGCUCUCCUGUGUGUAACUGCAGGCGGAGGGGAGGUCACAGUAGGAGUGUUUGAGUGGGGACAGCAGGGCUGUACAUCUCCAGCCUGUCAGGUAUUGACAGCAAAGCUCACUAUGGAAUGCCAACAGGCAGGCAGGGUGUGGCUACGCUGUGUUAGCAGCUUUGACCCUGUGGCCUUGGUUAUAUAACUGAUUGUCAGUCUUUUGUAGGAGAGAGAAAGAGUGAUAACAGCGUUUCAUGUCGGAGCCGAAGUGACGUAAGACAAGAACGCGAAUCAUCUGCAGCUAGUGUGUUACUUGUACUUCCAGUGUUUUUUUUUGCAUGUUUUGCAGCUUGAAAUGAACUUCUAUUGAAUGUUGCUCUUUUUUAAGAUCACCAUCUGUGUAGCAUGCAAACCCGCAUACACACACACACACACACACACACACACACACACUCGUAUGUGCAGACAUUACUGGCAGUCAAGGUUAAACAAAGAUAACUAGGCUGUAUUUGGGUUAAGGGCAGUGCAGCAAGUUGGAAGAGAGCCAUAAGUUCGCACACACACACACACACACACACACACACACACAUACACACGCACGCACAUACACACAUAGUACACACACCUGUCAGUGUUGGCGUCUGCCCAGUCCUCUUUCUCUUACUCUCUGUGUUCCUUUGUCCUCUCUGUCGUGGUCAUCGGACUUUGAAGCAGGAUCUCCAGGGACAGCUGGUGGGCCAGUGUGAGCACCUGCACCUCGUUCAUGUGUGUGUGUGUGUGUGUGUGGCUCAGUUUCUCUGCACCUUUUUGUGUAUGGUUAUGUGUGCAGUGUAUCAGUGGGGUGGGGAUGGGAUACCUGCAGUGCCCUGGCUAGAUGUGAGUGCGUGCGUGUGUGAUGCGUUUCAUGCGUGCAUGUGAGCACCUGCGCUGCCAGCGGGAAGCUGCCACAGCCGCGGCGCUUCAUGACGUAUGCUGGUGGAUUCCUGAGGUCGUGCUGUGAACCCCAUAAUAACUGUUAUCUUCUUAAAGUCAGCUCACCCCGGUGUUCAGAGGAGGAAAUGAAACCAGAGAGAAAGGACAGGGAUGAAUCUUUAUCACCCACUGGAUGGAGAGGUUGAAAAUGUCUGAUACUGUUGGAUUUUUUAAGAGUUAUUUGUAGGAGAGAGUGGGGUAAGUUGAGCCAAAGGGUUAAGUUGAGCCACCCCCUGUUGCUUGGAAAUGGUAAAAAAAAUUGAUCAUGUGACCAAAUAUUUAGGAGAUGGACAUCAAUUCAUGGAGUCUGUGACGGUUAGAGGCACAUGGGUGAAGGAGUUAGACGUUUAUAUAUAAAAAAAAAAACAAAACAUUUUUCACUCUUGAAAUAUGAAAAAGCUCAUCUUACCCCACUCUCCCCUACCUAUGCCAGCAUGUGAAAUCCCCGUAGAGGAGAAACCAGCACUUUUUUUAAAACAACUAACUUGGAAGCCCCUGCCUUCAGGUCCUCUGAUGAGAAAUUAGCAUUUUCUCCUUCAAAGUUAAUCUUUCUACCAUUAGCUUUGUGUUUGACCCACUUUUCACUAAUCACCACUAAUCACCUAUCUCCCCAUCGUGAUCCAAAUGCAUGUUCAUGGUUUUGCUUUGGUUUUACAUCGCUCUCACUUUUCUGUGCGAUACCGCUGUCAGUUUACCGCCUCAGCUGCAGGAUCUUACCCAACGAACACUAACUUUGAUUUACACAAGCAAUUAAGCCAUCAGAAGGAAACUGCUCUCUCGCCGCAGCUGAAAGCCUGACAGACAAGUAAAAGAGCACAGGUUGACUUGUCGUCAGCGCACUCUGACAGGAGCGAGACUGUGGGGGCGAAUGAGACUAAAAGUUUGUGUCAAGGAGUAGAAUAAGGUUUUACUGCAGCAGCUUGUGGGAGCUCGCUUUAAUACUAUGGAAGAACGUCUAAUCCAGCCAUCCUAAGUGUCGUCUGCUUCACUGUCAGAUUACUGAGGAGAGUAGGGCAUGCUGGAUUACUGUUUACUAUCACUUUACACUUGAGGAGCUUGUUUCUGAUUGGUCGGUUGGCUAACUUUGUUUCUCGCCUUUGCCUGAUUUGCUUUGGAUUUCAUUUUAAAAACCUUAAAUAUUAGUAUUUUCUAGAGCUCUCUUUCUUUUAUCUCCACUGAAAGAUCAAAAGCAGUGGAUGAUUACUAUGCAUGAGAAGGCUGCAUAUGUCUUUUAAUUGUUAAAAAAAGUUUAAGUUGAAAGUUUGGUGUGUGUAUACCCAUGUGUGCUCAUUCCCUGCGGGCCCCCCUCUCAGCGUAUUCUUCAGGGGCUGAUCAAAGCUAGGCCCCCCCCCUGUGACUUUUGCAUCUCGAGGCCCUCAGUGCUAACUCUGCUCUGACUGAGGAGUGCUGAGUAACCCCCUUGGGUGCUCUGAUGCUCACUGUUGGUGUGCUCUUUAAAAACGUGUGUUUGCAGGUAAAUCCUGCAAAAAAAACGAAGAAAUGGCGGAGUGACAUCUUUGUCUGUUUCACUUUUACCCGAGUGCAGCACACACACACACACACACACACGGAGCGGAGUCUGUUUUAUGCUCUGUAUUUUACUCUCUCUUGCUCAUAUGCCUGUCACGUGUCAUUGGGAUGUUAUGUUGUGUUUUGAUGUGUUGCCCUGGAGAAUACCAGUUCCAAAGAGAAGGGUAAUGACAAAGAACAGAGGAAAAAAUAGGGGGAGAAGAAAUGAGCAAAGACAGAUGCUUUUUUUAUUAUUUAAAACAUGCUUCACCUUCAUGAAAUUCCCUGUUUUAACAGCUCAAUCUACUAUAUCUAUAUCUCAAUGUGUUUUUUCAUAUCAGUCGAUAUCGAUACAUAUCACGAUACCAAAAAUGACAUUCAACAGUACUUAUUGGUAGCAUGUCUUUUGCAAAACAACAAGCUACUGCAUCCCUGAGGUUUUUGUGUCUCUUUGACGUUUUGUCGUUGUCGUAAGGUGUUGCACCAGAAAAAGCGGACUGUGGUCGGCUGUUUCAGUUGCACAGGCGCCAUGGGAUCCUUGCACUCAUUUUCUCCUUUUCUCACCGAUAGUGCUGUUGGCUUUACGUGUUAAAGUGCUAUGGUUGCGUGUAGCUGCAGCCUGCUACUAUGCAGUUCUUUGAUACUUGGUUCUAAUUCAGCACAUGAUCGGUUCAGUGCGAAGCGGACCCGGGUCAAACCCCCCUUUUCAUUCGCUAUUCAUAUAGUCUACUAAAACAUGUCAGAAUGCAGACUAUUGAAAAGGAUAUUGACCGUGUUUUAUGUUGAUAUUAAAGGAAAUUAAUUUUCACUAUAUAUCAUUAUCGUUUUAUCGCCCAGCCCUAGUGGGACCGGAUAGUGAACCCUGACAGUAUUUCCCUCAGACAACAGGUUCCCUGUGGUGUCUCAGCGCAGAGUUUUAUCUUCAUUUAUCGCUCCAUGUUAUCUCUUUUGUGUACACAGUGUCAGAGUGUCACUGUCUAUUUUAGCUGCUCCACUAUCUGUGCUAUCUAGGUUGCCUGGCAUGCGGCUGCAUUGUGCAUACAGUAUGAAUGGAAGCGGAGACGUGUGUAUGUGUGUGUGUGUUCACCAGCAGGAAAAAGCGUGAUCACCAAGUACACAGAGGCACAUUUAGGCAGCUUUUAAGAGGACUGAACAUUGACCUGCAGUGAUAGUGCUGAGGGGUUAGUGAGUGAGUUAUAUAACCAGGAGGUAUUCAUGUUUCUCUUUGAGGCUCAUUGUAUGUGUCCGUCUCCUGUGGUUCCUUUCACUCUCUUUGCUUUUCUAAUUUUUUUAUUUACUGAGUUUGAAAAUUGGCAAACUAAAUCGCUUAAAUGUAAUUUGAUUUCAGCAACAAUACAGCCAAAGACAGUUUUUUCACAACAGAAGCAGCAACAACGAUCAAAGCAGGAUAAAGAUGUACAGACAUUGACAAUUGUUCAUAGUUCAAACAUUUGAUUUCAGGUAAAACUGAAGUAAGGCCACAAAAAAAAAAGAAAAAAAACUAAUUUUGGAAAAAAAAAUCAUAAAGUAAGAAAAAUAAAGUCAUACAUUUGCAAGAAUAAGCAAAACAACCAGUUAGCUUACCAAAACACUGAAAUUAUAUAUUUACUACAACUUAAUCUUGAGACUUAACAACUUUACUACCCUAAAUUUCUGACUUUAUUUAUUCUAAUGCUUCUAGGACUUUUUUUCCACAAUUUUAUUUUUGUAAAAUCACCAUUUUAUUCUCCUAAAGUUAUGACUGUAUUCUCAUAGUAGUAGGACCUUGUCAGUUUACAUUGUGUCUCUCCCACGGUCUUAUCCUUAAGGACCCUUAUCCUUGUAUGACACUUUAAUGCCUGAAACCACAAAUUAUGGCCAGAAAAUACACAUUUUUUUUGGAGCUGAAAUGUUUAUUUCACUUACUACUGAAAACCAAAAAAAAUAAAAAUGUCCUUCAAAUUUAACAAAUAUAUUUAUCUCGUUUGAUACAUUAGAUGUUUUUGAAACCUGAUAAACCACAAGAGGACAUUUUUAUCAUUUAGCAGACUGUAUUCAGGUGUUUUUUUUAGUAAUUUGUUGCUCAUAUUGGUUUGAUAGAAGUAUAUAAAAGUGUGUAUCAAAUAUGAUACAAAAGGCAUUAAAGGGAUAAAUUAAUGGAGUUCGUUUCUAUUUUUAAACUUAGAGUACUUCUACACUUUGAACCAUUUGAGACACAAAAAUUUAAUGAUUCGUGCAAAAACAUGCUGUUUUCUGCUACAUUUCUUUGAAUUAUACAUAAAUGUUUAUAAGUUUAGCAAAUAAUUUUAUUCUUCUAUUUUAUUAGGUAACAAAUCAUCAUAAUCAGCCCACAAAUAGACCCUAAAAAUUCAUGAUGGCUAAGGGCUGAAUAGCUAAACAGUCUGUUGUUGUCCAGGUAGUCGCUGGUCGUGAUGUGUACAGACUGUGAACCGGCGCCUGCGGUACAAUCCAAGAACUUUUCAGCAGUUUUUCUCAGUGCCUGGAUGCCAACAGUGAUGAUGACGCAUUUUAAACGAGGAAAAACAGCUUGUUUGUUGGAGUGUGUCAUUUGCAGAAUCGCCGGAGUUUCAGAGGAAUUCCCUCAGAGGCCAGCCGCCUUCUGGUGCUUUUUCGUCCGAUCCUUUUAAUUUGACUGUUUAUUAAUUUUUUCUUCAUCUGCGUUCAAAGAUACAAAUAAAGAACAAAGGCAGCAUAAGGGAGGACAAGUUUGGAGAGCCAAGCAGGCCCACGAGGGAGCGUGGAGUGGCCUCAUCGAUUCCCAAGAAGAAUUUUAUCAUUUAAUUAGAUAAAAAGAGGAAAACAAAUAUGUGUCUGUGGAAAAAGCUUACUUGACAUGAAUGUGACAGACAGAACAUAGCUGUAGAGUAACACCAAUACAAUAACAUGCUUAAAAUAGAGUCAAGUUUCUUGUGUUCCUCCCUUGCUAGUAGCAGUGUGGAUUCUGUGUCAAUGGUAACAGGAGCAUUAGCCAGACAAGCUAGGUCAGAGUGUAAUCCUGCAAGAGACACUCUGCUUCUCAUUACACACACUCGCAUGUGCGUGCACACACAGCACCUAUGGCUCUAUCCUUUUUGUAGACAGCUGUGCUACCGUCAAUGAGUGUGUGAGCGUGUGUAAUGUGUGCGUGUGUGACAGAGGGACAGCAGGCGGGGGACCAAUAGUAGAGCGCACUGAAAGGGGGCAGGGCCCUGCUUCAUAGGUGCACACACACACGCACACACACAUUUAAGCUGCCACUGCUAUGGAGUGUGUUGUUAUUUGACAGACGGAGAAGUGAAUCCAAAGUUGCUGAACAUGUGUGUGUAUUUGUGUGCAUUUACAAACCUGUGUGUAAAAAAGUUCACAGCAUAUCGACUCAUUUUUUUCCUGUAAAAUACUGAAGAUUGACGAGGUGAACCCAGGUGAAGCUCUGUCCUACGAUAGAUGUAUUGAUUUACGGGAGGAUUUCACCUUUAAAACGGCUCAAAUACACUUAAAGGGAGGACGAGCACGCUUUAUUUGGUAUUGAUUGACAUUUUCUUUUACAGCUUACCGCAUAUCUUUCUCUAAAUGUACUUUCCAUGUUUAAGUUGAGCAUCAUCGGAUAAAUAAUCCUGUUUUAUAAACGUCUGCUCCAUUUGUUUCUCUCACUUUCCACACAUUAGCAGACUUUUAAAUGUACUCUCUGUUCCUUUAUGCAUUAGUCCGGCGGCUCAAUCGUAGAAGUCAUGAGUAUUCAAGGACUGAUGAACAGAUCAUACUGUUCCAUAAGCUCACCCUGUCUCUUAUUAACACACACACAGUUCACCAUAUGCAUUUUCAUCCCCUCUGCUGCAAACAUUUCCCAGCCCUUUUUUACAUGCUCUUUGCUCCUGUGGGAAAAAAAUACAGUUUGAAAAUAAUGGUGGUUUGGAGACAGGCGUGUUUGCUAUGCUAAUGAAGCUAUAAAUCUAUGCUAAUAGCACAGACAGAAAGUACAGAUCAAUAUUUUAAGCUGAAGUGUAAACAGGAGAACCUUAAUACCUUUUUUUGGCAUUGACAGAAAGUUUUCAAAAGUAUGAAUAACGUCCAACUGUUAAAGCUCCUGUAAGGUGUUUUUGAUUGAAUGAUAGACAAAUUUCCCUGUAAAAAGAACAAUGGUCGAAGAUUUUUGUAGAUUUUCACCCCUUUCAUUUAGACAAGACAAAAUUAGCAACACUAAAAGUGUUACCACUUUGUCCACAGGGGGGCACCAAAAUCAACACAGAAAGAAAAUUUCUUACAGGAGCUUUAAACUGAGAACAAAUUGUGUGAAUUUUUGCUUUAGAUGUCUCAUUGUGUACUUUCUGAUUAAACUUUUUGUUAGUAUCAAUAAAAAUGAUUGAAUCUGUGUAUUUUUACCCCUUUUAUUUGGACAAGACAAAAUCAGCAACACUAGAGGUAUUACCAUUUUGUCCGCAGGGGGGCACCAAAAUCAACACAGAAAGAAAGUUCCUUCCAGGAGCUUUAAACUUUGAAUAAAUUGUGUGAAUUUUUGCUUUAGAUGUCUGUUACUUUUUAAAAUAUUGUGUACACUAUUGGUUUGCAUCAAUAAAAUAAUUGAGUCUGUGAAUUUUAGUCAACUGUGUGUCUUACAAAAGUCUGUCUCGUCACCUGUUGCUUCACCUGACCUCUCUCCUCCUCUUGUCUCUCUAUUUCUAUGUGGGUGUCAGAGUUGCAGCUAAAGGGUUGGACACAGUGUGGUAAAAGUAGAAGGAGUAUUUGAUUUUAAGGGAGAAAAUAUAUUCAAAGAUCAAAAUAAUCUAUGUUAUAGAUCAUAAAAAUACAAUAAUCCAGACUGAAUUUGUGGGGCCACCUGCUGUGUGAAGCUUUGAUAUAAAUGUUUGCAUGUUUGACUUGGAAUGUUCAUGGCUGUGUUCGUUAGCGACUUUCUUUGGCUUUGGCUUUGUAACUGUUUGUGAACGGUACUAAAUACUGUGUUUAUGUAUUUAUAUGCCUGUGUUUUACAGGUUUAACGUUCCUGUGUACUCCUGUUUGUGCGCGUCUCGGUGUGUUUGUGUGUUAGUCGAGUCUUUAUGAGCUCAGUACAAACAAGAAAAAAGGAUCUUUUGGUAACAGUUUCUCUCCCUGAGGCCUUGUUGUCACAUGAACAACUGACCUGAUUUUAAUUUUUUUUUUUUGUUGUUGUUGUUGCCACAGCGAUGCCUUGUUUCAGGGUUCAACUUAAUGCUCUCUUCCGCCUCACGACCUUGGGACAUGUCUUUAUCACCAUAGUAACAGCCUCUGGGGUUACUGUAAAUGAGGAAAGCACCAUCCUUUUUUUCUCUGUGCUUAUGCAUCAAAUUAGGUGCUUAACUACAGUCUUUUCACCCACUGAUACUCAACAUCAUGGCCGUGAAGUCAGAUACACAGCUAGGUGGUAUUUAUAUAGUAGAUGUCUCCUCAAGGCAGCUGUGCAGUGUCACAGUAGAGGUUUGGGAUUAAAGUGCGACUUGAUGUAGGAGUUGUAGACAAGGUUUUAUCAGUGCCAGUGUUUCCUUAAAUGAUGUGUGCAAAGUUUACACAGUGAAUGUUAUAUCAGCGCAUUAAUAAACUAAAUUACAGUAUACUAAAUCAAAGACUAUGGGCCUGUACAGGACUGAAUUAAAAAGCCACAUUGCACUAUUCAUAGGAAAAAUGCUUCACCUUUAUGGCACAUUCAGGCAUGAAUGAAUAAGAAAACAUACAUUCAAGUAAAAUACUGUAUAGAGCAUGGUAAAUACUGCACAUUGUACAGAUUAUUAAUGACCAGUAUAUUACACAGCAUGGUCAUGUGGUAGAUUAAAGAGUAAACAAUAUAGAUUUCACAGUAAAUAAUGAGUAGAUAAUGCAUGAAGCCCAGUGGAUGAUGCAUAUGGCACAGAAGAUAAUGUGUGUAAGCAAAAUUGUAUGUUGUAGAUGGAAUAAUGUAUGCUGCCUGAUGGAUAAUGUAAAUUGCGCAGUUAAUAAAUGAUGUGCACUGCAGGGAGAAUUUUGUAUAUUGAACAAUAAAAACUGUUUAUUGCAUGGUAGAUGAUGUAAACUGCAUCAUAAACACUAUAUAUGACACAGUGGACAAUAAAACAGCAUUGCUAAGUAAAUUCUGCACAUCAUGGCAGACAAUGUACUUGUAUUGUACAGUAAAUAAUGUAUGUUGUACAGUAGAUAAUGCAUGUUUCAUUGUAGACAAGGUAUAUUGCACGGUUGAUAAAUAAUGCACAGUAUAUUGCAUGGAGGAUAAUGUACUGCACAGUAAAUAGUGGAAAUUGCAUGGUAGAGAAUGCAUUUAACACAGUUUAUAUACUAUAUAUUACACAGCAAACUGUAAAAGUGAGUAAAUAAAUGAUAAGUAUGUUGCAGGAUUGACAAUGUGUAUUAUGUACAGUCAUUAAAAUUGUAGCUUGUAGGGUAAAUGGUGCAGAAGCAGAACAGGAACAGGAGAAGGUGAAAGUGCAGUUGUCAGUUUAUGAACCUGUGCAGGGAGGAUAGGGGGGUUAGUGCAGUUAUUGGUUUGUGGAAACAACAUCUUUUAAGAUGGGCUUUUUGCGCCCGCAAGAGGGCAAAGGGUCAAACAGAUGACUCUAGAUUGUAUGUGUGUUCAAAGAAAAGUGCUUUUAACAUAAUUUGGUUGUCAAGUUUCAGCUUAAUCUCUGUCAGGCCUUGUAUGAACAAUAACAGAUUCCCACUUAAUUUUCUGUCAUUGCCCACUGAUACUUCAUGAUAUUAUCUCUCAGCUUAGCAGAAGCAUUCGGUCAAGGUCAAAAACUGUUUAAGCCAACACAUGAAAGAGAUCCAAAUGCCUCAAAUGACUACGUUUGAAAAAAAAAAAAAAAAUGGAGGACACACGCCUUAAACCAGUGUCUCAUGCGGGUAAACAAAGCGUGGUUGCCAUGCUGAUUGGGCGUUUGAGUAUAAAUAGCACGUCUGUUUGUUCUGAGUCCUCCUGGGAGAGACAGACACGGGGAAAGGCAGGGAGACAGUGUGUAAAAUCAGCUGCACAUUGUUUGGUGUAUAACUGCCGUCAAGUUUGAACAUGGGGUUGGACCAUUUUGUCUGUGACUCUGUUUAAUAAGAUUACAGUAGCGAUCAAUAUGAAUUCAAAGUCAACAGGCCGUCUGUGUUAAUAUUGACAUGUAUUCAUCUUGACUUUCUGAGAGGACGCUGUUGUUGUGAAGCCAUAGCAGCAAAUCAAGGCAGUGUAACAGCAAACUAAUGUUGCUUUAGCGUCUUAUUGUCGGAUUUCUGAUAAGAUAGUUUCUGUUUUCUUCUUUUCUUCUUCAUUUCCAUCAUUUUUUUUGAAAGUUGCACUUGGCAUAAGGUUAUACACAGUUUAUAUUUAAGUUAUUAUGCAGCGAUAAUUAAAAGAGGAAAAGCAGAAAUCACACCAGAAAAGAUAAUAAUACCUGAAUUCCUAAGUAGAGUAAUAAUUAUGCUAACACUCUCGGUCUUUUUCUCUGUGCGUCUCUUAAGGGAAUGGUGACAUCACCUGCAGACAGACAGACGAGGACAAACGGCGCAGACACCUGGAACGCUUCCCUCCCAUUGGCGGAGAGAUCCAGACUUCACACCAGAAACUGCAGCACCAGGCGGUUAUCAGCUCUCAACUGAGCGGCAGGCUCCACCUACUCCAUCUACAAGUAGCUCUGCCUCCUCUGCUCAGGUAGGACUUGACUGGACACCCGAAAAGCUAUUGUUCCUCGUUGGGUGUGAUGCUCCGUUUUGUGACGUGUGCUGCUGCUGAGUUUUUUCUUGUCUAUGUAAUAGUUUAAAAAUAGCAUCAGAAGGACUUGCGUCUACACGUGUGUUUGAGUUUGAGUUUCUGCAACCUCAAGGAUCAACUUUUACAGCCGUGUCUUAUCUUCCUUUCAUUUCAUUCCUGUGAUUUUUUGCCUUAUUAUAUUUCCAGUUUUCUAAAUCUUUGACCCUCCCACUGAUGCCUCUCGACUUAGUUGUGCUCUCCCCCUCCUUCUCUUCUCCUUUCUGUAUCCUCACCCUCCGCUGUAUCUACUGAGGAUGGACCGUCAGUCCUUUAUCUCUGUCUCCACAGCUGUGUGUCCAAGCUCCUCUCUGUCCUAUGAGGGAGGGCAGAAUGAAAAGAAAGGCUUACUGAGAGGAACAGGGAGGAGGCCAAUCCCUCUUCCCCCUUCUCCUCCUCCUCCUCCUCCUCUCUGCUGAAAUGGGGAUGUCAUUUUAUGGUAGAUAUAUCACAAAACAUGGAGUUAUAGAGAAAGAGAUGAGACACAAACUCAACCAAAGCAAAGUCUGGGACGUUGCUUUCAAUAUCAGUAAAAGUACGGACAUCCAGAAGAUUUAAUUGGUCCCAAAAAUUCACGAAAUCCAAAGAGAGGAGUCUUCUGAGUCUCAUCGCCGUUGCAUCGUACCUGCUUUUGAUUUAAUAGUUUACCAGCCUUUAGCGAUAUACAGUUUAACUCCCUCACAAACAGCAUCAUUAGGUUUUGCUGUGAGGUACUUUAGAGUGCUCGGGGACUUGUUUUGUAACUUUACAAAUGUGUUUUGAAGUACAGACUAAUUAGUUUAUUAAAUUAAGGUUGUAGCGAUUCAGAGAGGAGUACAGAGGAUGGGUGUAAACAAGAAAAGAGACAAAAUUAAAGGAAAUGUAAGGUUUAGAUGAAAGAAAAGCAGCAAAGGUGCAUAAUUAUAUUAAAAUACUGAUUAAAAAAACAGCCUUUCAAGUCCUUUCUUUCUUCUCUCACUCUAUCUCUCCUCCUUGUGUCCUCUUUUCUUCACCUGUCAUUCUUUUUUAAAAGAAUAUUACACAUCUCUCUCCCUCCUCCUUCCUGCUUCCUCUCUCUCUCUUUUGUAAAAAUCCGCUGCUGACAGUCGCCUUUUUUCUGUUAGCCGAAAGUGCCAGGAACGAGCAGAUGGAGGGCUGACAGUCUGGGAGCUCAAACAAUGACGCUGGGCGGCAAGUCGUGGUGAUCAACACAUGUCAGAAAAUGGCUGAUAAUGGGGGAAACACAUACGGGCUGUCAGUCAGAUUCGAAGGAGGGUGGGUCCAUUUCUGUCUGGAGUCAGAACCGCCUCAACUGAGAUAGAUGUUCAUGUUGGCACACGCCGUAUGUUGUCUCCUGUAUGUCACACGGUGAGCUCACAAGGAGAAUAAGCUAAUAGAACCCGACAGCCGAACCAUGAAUCAUGAAUAAAACACUUCUUAUGUUUGUUAAUUAUUGAGGUGGAGUGAGCAGGGCUGCGGCUUUCUCGAUGUGUGGGAAAAAUCACUUUCUCCCGUAUCAAUCAUGUAAAAAUAAACUUCACUGACAAGGAUAGCAUGUGAUGGUACCUGUCACUCACUGGUAUCUGAACACAAGUUUUAGAGGCCAGUGACAGCAGUCGCCAUAUUAGAAAAGCUGACUCAACCAUUCUUUUGUUCAACGACCGUCCACCUGUUUGUCUUUCCGUCCUUUCUGUCCAGUUUCUUCUUUGGUCAUUUGGCUGCUGAUGUUCAUUUACAUCGUAAGUGCUCACAUGAGGAAUCGUAAAGUAUUUCAAUUAAAAUACCUAUAAUUGGCGUAGUAUUAUACGGAGCAAUUUGAAUUAAGCAUUGAUUGGUUUAUGCUGCGAAAGCAAAAUCGGAGACAUAAACAAGAUGGCUACAUCUACGAACGUUAUUUUAGCGCUUGUCUUGUCCUUAUUAUAUUCGGACAAGGCAAGCGCUAAAAUAAGUUUGGUAGAUCCAGCCAUCUUGUUUCCGCCUCUGAUUUGGCUUUUUUUCUGACUUGGUGACUAAAAAGUUAGGAACUUGGGUGUGACGUCAUUUUCAGCUUCGACUUCUGACUUCCGAGGUAACUUGAACGCAGCAUUAUUGUUGCUAGCGCAUACUCCGGGCCUGGGCUGCCUUACAUGAAUGCACUUCUAGUUUAGACAUUCCAGUCAGGCAGUCUUGUAGACUGCUCAGGGGUCCUGUUACGGGGCUGAUCAGGUAGUGACACAGCAUACUGUAAUGCUCUGAAUAUCCACUGAGCGGAGCAGCUUUGUGGCUUACCAAAGUGGCACUUACACAUUUCGACAGAAUUUUGAGCGCAUUGUACCACAUAAAAUCGGUCAGUCAGUACAAGUAAUCAUACAAAAGGCGCGCUGGAUUUUAAGGCGGACUGUCAAUUUUUGAGAAAAUUUUGAAUUUUAAGUGCGCCUUAUCGUCAGAAAAAUGCGGUAUAUUUUAGCCACACCCUCAGUUUUUGUGCUCUGCUGCAAAGAGGGGCUAGCAAAACUUGCCUCUAAAAGAUGAUCUGAGUGUUCACUUUAAUUAAAAAUAAUCCACUAGCAGCCUUGCAUCUCCAAUGUCUGUAAUUUCUAAGAGAGUUUCCUUGAAAAAUAAUGUUAGUUUUUUUGCUAAUCACAGCAAGUACGGAGGACGUGCUAAGUUUCUUACCUUCCCAUUAGAUUUAUGCUGAUGAAUUUCUUCUUAAAGAAGUAUUUUAUGGUUGAUGAAGACUCAUUCUCCGAAAAAACAAAAGAUCCAGUGAACUGGCACUGUGCAGAUUUCACGGAGCUCAGGAACAAAUCAACUCUCUGUCUGCUGCUCCUUGACUCAAAGUGUCACAUUGAUCCGCUCAUUAGCUUCCUUACAUUGCUGCUGGGCAGUUACUUUAAACUCAUACCCCACCUGAGGCAACAUUUGCAAAAAUAGGCUCAGCUUUGAUUAAAUUAUUGCACAAGGCUGUGAUAUUUGAUAUGCUGAGAGAAAGGGUAAAUGUAUUGAUGUCUUGAAGGCAAAAUCUGACAGUUUCACAUUAACCUCAUACUUCCAGAGAUUGAUUUUUUCCUUUUUCAUGUGAGAGUAAAAUGACUCCCGCCCACUCUCCCAUGGUAAGACUCAAUGCAGCCUGCAGCAACAACUCUCACUAAUCUCAAAGAUGUCAAAUUACCAAUUAACCCAGCAAUGCUCUUUAUAAUACACUUCACAUCAGCCUUUAGAUGUCCAGCAAUGCCAGGGGGCAUCAGCGCAGAUGCUCAUAAUAAAGCAAAUUCAAUAUAUGUCAGUUGUUUAUCAUCAGCCAGCAGAGAGUACUUUAAAACUUUGCAUCCUUUCAAUGAGUACUAAUACACAAAACUAGUAACUAUACUAUAAAAUAAACAAACUUUUAGAUUUCACAGCAGUUCCCUGUAGUAAGAGGCCUGUAACGAAGCUGAGAGGGUUAAAAAUUCAGAGUAAAUGAAGAGGUCUUCCUUGUGUGUGUGUGUGUGUGUGUGUGUGUGUGUCUGUGUGUGUGUGUGUGUGUGUGAGGAUGGAUUUCCCCUUCUCUGUUUUCUUGUAAUAGCUGCGCUCUGCUUUAUUUGAUCCGGGCCCCCGCUCUUAUAGUAGGAUUGAAUUGGGUUUGGAGAGCAAGUGAAACGCUCAUACACACACACACACACACACACACACACACACACCUGAGACUGCCAACUGCUACAGCAGCUGCCCCAGAAAGAGUGAAGGCGAGAAAGGGGGUAGGGUGAAUGAUUGAAGAGAAAAAAAGACCAGAAAUAGGAAAGAAGACUGUCAGAAAAAGAAGGAUCUGUGUCUUUAAGGAGAAGUGUUUUUUCUUUAAUGUGCUUAUAAACACAGACAAGAAAGAAAUCCAUCAAAUUGUAGAAAUUGUUUGUCUCGAAUUCAUUUUUUCCUCCUUUUUUUCCUCCAGUCUUCUCUCAAACUUCGACACCCCCCUGUUGAGUCCCUCACUCAGCCCGACUUUUGUUUUGCUGUCUUUCCUCGUCAUGCCCCCCUAUGUCUCCACAGACUCUCCCUCCAACACACUCGCACUCACACACACACACAAACUGCGGCUGUCUCUGCGCACUCACAAUCAGUUAAUUACCACGCCGAGUGUCACUGAGUUCAUCCAAACCUUUUUUUUUUUUUUUCUGAAUUACCGAAAGGAGAAAAGAGAACUAGAGAGAUGUAGAGUAGAGUAAUGAAUGAAGAGCUAACCUCCGACUGCUUAUUGUGUGUGCACUAGUUACUCUUUACAAGAGGAGAGAAAAGAGCAGAAUGAAGUUCUUUUAAAUGAAGCGUAUUUGGGUGUUGCAACCAAGGCCGUUCUGCUUGAAACGCCUCACAAAGCCCUAUCGUGUCUCCUCUAUGCAGACAUUUGUAAGGACAUUUAACUAAUUUGUAUGAAUGUUAGAAAAUAAGAAAUUCAUGUAGAAAGAGGCUAUAUUUAACUGGAAGUCUACAUGUUCCUGAAAAUAAGAACUUUCCUCCUACUUUAACUGCUUUAGAGUUCAUAUUUGUGUUACUAACAUAGUAGUACUCAUGCUGAGAUGUAAGGAGAAAGCACCAAAGGGAUUUAGAGUACAAUCUUGAGAUUUUCAGGUAUUACUUUUGCCGUCUCCGACGCUGAUUCUGCAACAUAACAUUCUGAGACUGAGCUUGUUUAGAAUCAAAAACACAACAUUGCACAAUAUGGUGUAAUAACUCAACACAGUCACCUCUAGCUCUGUAAAGCAGCACUCAAAACUGAGGUCUUGCAAACCUAACUCAUGGUUCUUACAUAUUGUUAUUUCAAGGCAGGGUAUCUGUGCUCCCGUUACACCUAGUCCUAGAUUGGCGGGGUAGUCUUUCCCCCGGCCUCUGAUCCUCCUUAUAUCAGGGAGGUCGAAAGUUACAUCCAGGGGUAACACUAACAGGUCUAUAGUCUAACUGGUAAGCAGGACUUUGGGUCAGCCUUAACUUUCAGCUCUAAGUCGGUCCAGUCGUUCUCUCAGCUGGUGCACUUGGCCCCUGGAGUCUUAUCCUAGACCGAUUAAUCGAUCAGCUAUUUAAUCGGUCUAUUAUUGGCAUUUUGAUGGCUUUAUCAUCCUCGACAGCUCUCUAUCAUUCCACUCCCACAUCAGUAGCAUCACCCGGUCUGCAUAUUUCCACCUACGAAACAUCAACCGUCUCCGUCCAUCACUCACUCCUCACACCACAGCUAUUCUGGUCCACAGCCUUGUUACCUCACGCAUAGACUACUGCAACUCACUCCUCUUCGGUGCCCCUCACAAAUCCCUCCAUAAACUUCAACUUGUCCAAAACUCUGCAGCCCGCAUCAUCACCAGAACCCCCUCUUUUCACCACAUCACCCCUGUCCUUCAGCAGCUUCACUGGCUCCCCGUCAAGUCCAGAAUCAACUACAAAAUCCUCCUGUACACUUUCAAGGCCAUCCAUAACCUUGCCCCCCCCCUACCUCUCCGAUCUCCUCCACAUAUCCACCCCCUCACGCUCCCUCAGAUCCUCCUCCUCCCUCCACCUCUCUGUCCCCUCUGCCCGGCUCAGCACCAUGGGGAGCAGGGCUUUCAGUCGCUCUGCUCCCGACCUCUGGAACUCUCUCCCCCCGGACCUCAGGAACAUGGACUCAUUACCCCACUUUAAAUCCAAUCUCAAAACACACCUAUUCCGAAUCGCAUACUCACUUUAACUGUCUACUUUCACACUUGUAUGUUGUUUUUAUUUAUUUUAAUUAUGUUUCUAGCUGUGUUUUUAUGCCCUGUAAAGUGUCCUUGGGUGCUCAGAAAGGCGCUUUUAAAUAAAAUGUAUUAUUAUUAUUAUUAUUAUUAUUAUAUCGACAGUGACCACCAGAUGAAACGCUAGCAUAGAUCAAUGUUUUCAUCAAUUCAUUAGAAAUCCAUUCAACACAAGUUGCUGCUUAAGAGAUUCAUGAAAACUAGACUUUUGAUGUGAACAGAAUAAUGAAGUUUUAAAUUUGACUUUAUUUUUUCCUGUUUUGAUUUCAACCCGAAUUUUAACCCAGUAUUUUUUUCACUUAAUAAUUUUGGACAGCUUGACAGAGAUCCAAAAGUCUCUAGCGGCAACUUUCUACUGAGGCUAUUUUUUUUUUGUGUUUUUUUGCAAUUUCUUGUCUUAUUCGUUAGUUUCAAAACAAUGUGAUACUGGCAUAACAUAUUAAAAAUCGGCUGAAACUGUUUUUACUGGCUACCGGUCAAUUUUCAUAUUAAUUUUAAAAUUUUAGUCAUUUUGUUUAUUUUUUAUUUUUUUAUUUAACAACAAAACAGAGUGACAACAACAACAAAAACAAGAACAACAAAAAAUUAAAUAAAAAAUUAACAAAAAUACGUUUGUGAGGGAGGGGAGGGGGAAAGAAUAUAUAUAAUAGAGAAUUUAAAAAAAAAAGAUAAAAUGGAAAAAAAAAUCUUAAUUGGAUUACAUCGAAAUAUAUAUAGUAAUAAUAACACAUUUUUUAAAAAUUAAAUUUAAAAAAAAAUUUUAGUUCUAACUUUCCGGGCGCUGCAUGGUCAGGCUUCCCAAUAUAUCACUGAUUUGUUGUGCCCCUAUUCCCCAGGGCGCACCCUUCGGUCGUCAGGCCAGAACACCCUAAUGGUGCCGAAGACCUUUUAAUAAACAGGGUUUUGUUUGUCUCUUUUACUCAUCUUUUAUAUCUGCACUUAUUUCCAUAUUCACUGUACUGUAAUCAUAUUUAUGUAUGUAUAUGUACUUAUCUUUUUUUUGUACCGUUUUUUGUUUAUCUAAUCACACUUUUUUAUGUACAGCACUUUGUGAUUUUUAUCUGUGAAAAGCACUCUAUAAAUAAGCUUUACUUACUUCCUUUACUUACUACCUGAUAUCACAGUAUCGGUAUCAGCAGAUACUGUUGAAAUACCGAUAUUGGUUGACUGCUAAUAGCAACUGUGUGCUUUAAGGAAAUAACAGACUGUUGCUAUGGGAUACAAACGAAUCAGAAUCAAGCACUUAACUCAGCUGUCUGAUAAAUUGUAACGAUGGUAACAGGAGAAAUAAUUUUUGUUCCAUUUUUUUUCCAAAUAAUUUACAACCAACAAUCCUCGUAUUCUGAGUAAAAACUUCAGAAACUUGACGUUUCCUGUCAGCACCUUUCUCCAGGUGUUGACAGGGUACGGCUUUCUUAGUUUGCGUUGCUGUAACAGUCAUAGAGGAGAGUGUUUGAGAGUAAAUCUGCAUUUCCUGCAUAGAUAGUAAAAGUCCUCUAGAGUAACGUCUCCUGCUCAGCACAACAGUUUUGAACGUAGAGAGAAACGAUACAGGGUUUGAUGGCUUCCCCCAUAGGAGCUAAUCAGAGUGUAUGAGUCUACUCGGCUCAACCGCUGUGUUCCAUGACUACAUCCUGAUAAACAUCACUGUGUGCACUGUGUGUCUUGCCUGUCAGCAUGUUUGUUGUGUUAAUACAGCAGCGUAUACCCUCGGCUACAUGUGUCUGCAUCUAUCUGUGUGUAUACGUGUGUGCGUUUGCGCGCUUGUGUGAUCUGUACGUUGCAUGCGGUACUCUGUUUGUCUCGUGUGCCACAAAGUACUGGAUGCAUAUGUACGUGAAAUGUGAAAUGUCAUGUGGAGCUGUUGGGUAUCGACUGGAAUCCAGCCAUCAGUAUGGAAAAACAUGUUACUGCAGGUCAUUACUAAUGAGCCGUACAUGUGCUGGAACAUUCUGCGUGUGUGAGUGUGUGGGAAUGAGGGUGGAUUAUAUCUUUGCAUUUCGGUUCCAUACACUAUAUCUGUUACAGUCACUUAUAAUAUAUAACCGCUAACUUUCCAGUUUGUGUUAAUGUGUGUUUUCACAGACUUCCUCUGAGCAUGUGCGUAACUCGUGUCCAUGUGGGCUCCAUUAUUCACACAAGAGUGCUUGUCUGCCUUUGGCGUGAUUAAUCCACUGUCCUUCCUCACUCUGUCCCACUUUUGUUGCUCUUUUCUUUGUUUGCUCUUGAUUCCCUCCUGCUUUAUAGCAUUAAGCGAUGAGUAAUGAUGAGUGACAUCAUCUCUGGCUAGGCUAGUGCCGCCUAAUUGGCCAGAGCGAUCUGAUUGCAUUAGCUGUUGUACCUUCAGGGUAUUCCCUGUUCUCCGCCUCUACUUUGAAAGAUGCUCCUUAUUGUUUGCAUGGAGCUACAUAUUGCUUUUGUGUAUCGGCUUUUGUUUUCAUUGUAUUGGUAGCUGAAACAGGUUGUGGAAUUAGCACGUUUUUUGAUCGAUGGUUUGCUGCAUUGUAACCUGAAAAGUGAAUAAAGCUAAAAGCUGUGUUCGCUGUCAAGCUUUGACUGCUCAUGUUAAUUGCUAUCAUCGAGAAUGCACAUCUCAGGAAACCUCAAAGAUAUUACAAACGCGCUACAGGGACGCUAAUAUACCGCAGAAAUGUCUUUGGUUAUUGGGUGGGUGCUCUGGGUGCUCAGUGAGAAAGCAAUAAAGGUUGAAAAAUGAAGUUGCACUUUAGAUUUACUAACAGCCGUGAGAGGCUUUUUCCUCCACUCUUCCCUCUUCCUCUCGCUCUCUCUGUCUCUGUCUUCUCUCUUUCACAAUAAGAGCCACCUUUUCAAGUGAGGUAAAAUGAUUAUAGUAAUGGAUGCUCCCCUCACACUCCAGCCUUUCUCUUGCCCUCCUUCAACUCGCUGCUUUGUACAUUUUGUUCUGUGCAUUAGCGCGGCCCCGGGGAUGCCCUCGCUCUUUGCGGCUUAAUGCAAUCACACCUCCAGUGUAAGUGCACCGAGAAGGAGACAAUCAGGAGGAUGGAUGAGAAAGUAUGGAAGUUACAGGAGAGGACAGGUGGGUGGUGAUCACAUCAGAGGAUGAUAACUACCUGGAGACAGGAGCAGUAAGUCAUGCAAAUAAGAUCAUUGACAAGUUUCCCUCUCGGUUAAGGUACCUGCGUAGUUUCGUCAUGCAAAUGUCACCUGCACAAGCAUGUAACUGCUAAUUAGCUGCUUUUUCAGCGUCUUAAUUAUGAUAGCUGUCAAAGCUGAUAUGCAUGGCAUGCCACUGAACCAGUUAUAACACACCUUAAUGAGUGCUGAAAUGGUUAUAUGAAAAACAGUUAGUCUGAUAUUGUUCAGUCUUAAUCAGGGGACUUUUUUUUUUUUUUUUGAACCAGCACUGAUAACCGAUAAUAACCUGCUUUAGAUAGGAAGUGGUGGAGCUAUAUCAGUUUUUCAAUGGCCGGUGUAAAUACUGAUAAUGAGAGAGUGUGAGAAACAUGAGGCUUUUUUAAUUAUUCCCACGCUUAGUUCACAAAUCUAGCAAUGACAUACAACAAAAGUUUAAAGUCUAAACACUUCACAGGCACAAUCUGUAAUCUCAAGUGCAUUUUGUGGACUAUAUGCCUCAGUUACAUGACGACAAACACUUUUUCCCCCAAGUAGAGUCUUUGCUCAGUUCAGCAACUUUAGCUUUUAGUGAGAUGAAUGAGGAUGGCCUUUGCAGUGCCUGGGAAGUCCUUAUGCUGAGACCUAUACUGAGUUUAUUGCUUUUUACAACUGGGCCAUAUGAUGAAGUGCCGUCUUUCUGACCACCCACUCUAUUCCACCUACCAUUCCUUCUCCACCGCUCGCCGUCACUCUGUGUUACUCCAUCUCUGUACUAUAAUUCCUCUAUCAGCUCCUUCUCUCACCCCCCUCAUCUUAUGUAUCCUGUUACCUCUCUGUUUGUUUCAGCGACUCUUUGACAUUUGCAUCCAGUGUCUCCUCUUUUUGCCAGUUUACUUUCUCUCAAGUAGUUAAAGAGGCUGAGCGCCCAUUGAUCAUAUGAUAUGAUAACUGAGCCGAUAGCUCCAAUCACAGCCUCCCCCCUUCUCUGUAAUAAGUGAGAAAAUCAGUCAUGUUGGCCUGGAGACAAAUAAACUUCCUUUGAGCCAGCUGGUGAUUAUGUAGAUGCCCUGUUUUACAGUAACACACAUACACACAAACAUAUUAGCACUUCAAAAAUGUGUUAUGUGUUCGAGGUGUAUUUUUUAAUCUGUGAUAUUUGAUAAAACCCCCUGGAGAUCAAAUCUACAUAAACGACAGGAUAAGUCUACCAGAAGUGUAAAAACUUAUUUGUGAGGAGAGUUUUUGCACAAGGAUUUGGUUGGCUGUGAAGAAAAUUACACCAUUUUUGCACCAUGUUAUUCUGUCUGUAACAACCCGACCUGCCAUCACAGAACAGUCAGUACAGGCUGUGUACAGCAGUGCUGAUGGAUGUGCACUUACUUGUAUUCCUGCAGUAUACUGUUCUCUCCACUUAUGCUCCUUUUCUCACUCCUGUUGUGAGUGGAUAGGUGCAAGCUUACAGUUCUUUGUGCUACACUAGUUCCCCUUCACUAUGGGGGACAAAGAGAACUUGGGGCUAUACGGUGUUGUACUCUGUCUAGUCCGGAGUGAUGUACAGCAGCAGAAAGAGGUUCAGAUUAUUCACUUUUUAAAAUAUUUUUGCACACACAGGAAACAAACAAAAAGAAAAACUUCUGCAAAAGUGCUUUUGAGGAUUUAAGUGUUAAACUUAAUUUUUUUUUAACCCUGUAACUUUGCAAAAGCACUUUACUGUUAUUGUUGUGUUCAGAUCAUCCUUUUCCAUUUCCAGAAAAAUUGCUGUUUAAUUAAGCUUGUUUUCCAAAAACUAAGGAUGCAUAAUUAAAAGUAGAGAUAGAGGAUUUAUGGCAUUUUGACAAAAUUUGCGUCAUGCUUGCAUUGGUCCUCACAAACCUGAUAUCACUGUCACUUUUUCAAAAUGAAAACAUGGCGGCAUAUCUAACCCUUUAAUGCCUUUUGUAUCAUAUUUGAUACAUAAUUUUAUAUACUUCUAUCAAACCAAUAUGAUCAACAAAUUACUAAAAAAACACCUGAAUACAGUCUGAUAAAAGAUAAAAAUGUCCUCUUUUAGUUCAUUAGUUUCCAAAAACAUCUAAUGCAUCAAAUGAGAUAAAUAAAUAGAUUUGUUAAAUUUUAAGGACGUUUUGACAUUUGGGGUUUUCAGUAGUAAGUUAAAUGAACAUUUCAGCUCCAAAAAAAUUAGUGUAGUGUUACAUGUUUAUAUCGGCUUGAUAUCGGCUUUAUAUCGACUUACAUCUUUAUAUCAGUUAGCACUUUAGAGAUGCACCCAAAUCUCGUUGUGAUGUUUUUUACAACAGCAAUAAAGGUGAUUCUGAUUCUGAUUCUGAAUAUUGGCAAUCAUCAGACCUGCUCUUUCAUAAUCUGUAUCGGCAUCGACCAUUGAAAAACUGUAAUCAGUCGACUUUGAGUUAAAGGCAUAGUCAUAUCAAUAAAGAGCUGCAUUUGUUGUGUUACAAAAGUUUGAAAAAUCACACAUAAGGUGGCUGUUUGACUGCUGAAAUAGCUGGCCACUCUUGUUGUAGGGAUUGCAUAAUCGAUUAAUGAGCGUUUGUUUUUUCCUUGAAUGGGCCUCGUUUGUGUUUUGCCCAAAUCAAAAUACACAGUUGCUCACUCUUGGCUUAUUUGCUCUAAUAAAUAACUUGGCCUCUGAAGAGAUUCUACUCAUACACUCCAGAAAAUAAAUCUCCCCAAUCCUUUGCAUGUUUUCAUUAUUCCUCCUCUAAAUGAAAAGUCUUUGUUGGUCUGAAAUCCCCAGACCGUUCAUGAAUGCAACGCCUCUCAGCAAUAAUUCAGAGCUCUGCUGCUGCACUCUGCUGGGACUUCAUAGAGCAUUGUGAUCGCCUCAGAUAGGGAAUGUGCUGUACACAUCACUGUACAGCACAUUCAAGACUGUACAUAACUGUAGGCUGUGUUGGCUGUUGUGUGGGAGGUUACAUAAACAUAAACAGAAGAACUGCCAUAAUGUCAUAUUUUUGAUUUGUGCCAAAGUCUAGUCUGCAACAGAAAACGGGGACUAAGAAUCUGAAACACUUACAUUGUAAGCUGUGUCCAUCAGAGUCUUAUCAUUAACUACAGGAGUAAGUUAUUUACCCGCUGUAGGAUGUAGGAGAAAUGCUCUUGUCUUGAUUGUGCUGAGAUAGCACACAGAGUUUUCUCUCUGAGGUAUUACAAUAACCUCUGAGUAGUUUCAAAGCGCUAGCAUGUGUGUGUAUGUACAGUACAUGUGUAUGUGUGUAUGUGUGUGUAUGUGUGUGUGUGUGCUUGAGCCUGUGUGGAGGUGUGUGUGAAUGCUUUCGACUGGGAGGAUUACGUAACAGUGAUGCCUGCUGCUACGGGUCACCAUGAAUGACAGGAGUACACACACACACACACAGAGGCACACAUGUAAAUCAUUACAAAUACAAACACAUGUCGUAGCUGAAUGUACUCACUGGCACACACACACACACAGACACACACACAGAAACACACAUACUCCUUUUACUGUAUGCCUCUGGUGUUCUUUCGCUCCCCUGCUCUCUUUCUCUCUCUUUCCCUCCCUUCCUCUUCUCUCUCUCUCUCUCUCUCUCUCUCUCUCUGUCCUGUUUGAUCUGCUGUCUGAUUAGUUGAAAGGCUUUGUAUACAGUGUGUUCAAUAUGCAUGAUGAAAUCUUGAGCCGUAAGGUGGAAAGAUUUAACGUUUGCAAUCCUAUUUUGAUACAGACACUACAAUACCCAUACGAGUAUUAUUCAACAGAUGAUGCAAAUAUAGUAUCUGCAUGAUCUAAUGUAUCUUAAACUGGAAUUGAUUUCAGUACAAGUAGCUGAUACAGGUACUUGUAUUGAUAUCAGUACCACUACAUAUACUGUUACUGGUACGUAAAAAAGACCCGGUAUCAAUACAAAUACAUGACGCUACAGAUAUUGUUAUUGACAUCCUUACUUGUCACUGAUAAAAUUUUUGGUGUCAUUACCAGUACUUGCUCCAAAACUGAUACUAGGAUGAUAUCCGAUAUCGGCAUGGAUACCAAUACUGGAAUAGAUCUCCAUACGGAUACUGGCAUUGAUACAUAUGCACAUAUCAGUUAGGAUUGAUACUAAUACCAGAAUCAAAAGUUACCCUGGUGUAGAUAUUGAAAUACAGAAUUUUGCUAUCAAUACCGAUAUCAGAAUACAUGACUACACAAGUCUUGAUGAGACACUGAUUGUGGCAUUGGUACUCUUCCAGUCAUGGAGUAAAUAACAAUACUGGCAACAAUACUGAUACUGGAACCAUCAAUACCAAUAUUUGCAUUGACACCAAUAUCAGAAUGGAUCCCGUUACCUUACUAGUAACGAAACCAAUACCAACAAUUACACAAACUCUAGAAGUGAUCCAUUUUUGAUAUUGGCAUUGAUAUCAAUCAAUCAAUCAAUCAAAUUUUAUUUAUAUAGCGCCAAUUCACAACAGUCGUCAUCUCAAGACGCUUUUCAAGGAACAAGAGCAGGUCAGGACCGCGCUCAUUGUUUGAUGAUCAAGAACCAACCUAAGAUGGGUUUUGGCCCAUCUCAACUAACAUGAGUAGCAGUGGCAAGGAAAAACUUCCUUUUAACAGGCAGAAACCUUGGGCAGGACCAGACUCAUGCUAGACAGCCACCAUGCCGCUGCUGGGUUGGGGUGGAAUGUAGAGAGAAGAGGGGAGAGGAGGAGAGGACAGGGGAAGGGAGAGAGACAGCAAGAUAGGGGAAAGGCGAGAGAGAAUUAGUACGGAGAGGGAGGGGGAGGGAGAGAGAGUAGGGAACGAGGGUGAGAGAGAGACAGGAGGCAGCAGGAACAACAGCAACAACGACAACAGCUCAUGUAAUGGUGAAACAAAAGACGUUCAGUUUACAGGUUUAGGAUAUGAGUGAUAAUGGACAAUGUUGAAUUAAUUGAGUGUGAUUACAGUUAGCAGGCUUAAUCGUAGUCAGUUCUAUUUUGUAUGUCAAUAAUGACAGUGAGGCUGAUGUUCAUGUCUGCAGUAACAGUAACAGCAACAGUCCAGAGGAAUCAGAGAGAAGAAGGAGCUCAGGGCCGGGGGGGGGGGGGUCUCUGCAGCAACGGUCCAGAGAAGCCAAAGAGCCAAAGAGAUGGAGGAGCUCAGGGCCCAGGAUGGAUGCAGCUGGGGUCAGGCAGUUCCGCAGCAGACCGUUUGCAGCAUUAGUCCAGUGGCAGCUAAAAGACUCAGAGACACUCAGAGAGACAGAAAACUGGUCAGUGACUUAUAUGGGACAUAAAGAUCUAAAGAGGAGAUAGAGACAGACUCUAGCUCAGUGUGCCAGAUAGCCCCGGCAGUCUAGGCCUAUAGCAGCAUAACUAAGAGCUGGUUCAAAUCAGCCCUGACUAUAGGCUUUAUCAAAGAGGAACCUUUUAAGUCUUCUCUUGAAAGUUGAGAGUGUGUCUGCCCCCCGAACCUCGAGCGGUAAAUGAUUCCAGAGGAGAGGUGCCUGGUAGCUGAAAGCUCUUCCUCCAACACUACUUUUAGAGACAUUUGGUACAACGAGCAGACCUGCAGACUGUGAGUGUAACGGUCUAGAUGGAAAGUACGGUAUAACUAGCUCGUCGAGAUAUGAUGGCGCCUGGCCAUUAAGCGCUUUAUAUGUCACAAGGAGGAUUUUAAACUCAAUUCUAUAUUUAAUAGGGAGCCAGUGAAGAGAGGCUAAAACAGGGGAGAUGUGCUCCCUUCUACUAGUUCUAGUCAAUACCCGAGCUGCUGCAUUUUGGACCAGCUGAAGAGUCCUUAAUGACUUACUAGAGCAGCCUGAUAGGAGAGAAUUACAGUAAUCCAGCCUAGAGGUAACAAAGGCAUGGACUAGUUUUUCUGCAUCGCUCUGAGACAAUAUGCGUCUAAUUUUUGAGAUAUUGCGCAGGUGGAAAAAGGCUGUCCUAGAAAUUUGUUGAAUGUGGGAGCUAAAAGAUAAAUCCUGAUCAAAUACAACUCCUAGAUUACGCACAGUGGGGUUGGAUGCCAGGCUGAUACCAUCAAAUGUAGCUAAAUUACUAGAGAACGCCUCUCUAAGGUGUUUAGGACCGAGGACCAGAACUUCAGUUUUGUCUGAGUUGAGCAUUAGAAAAUUAUUGGUCAUCCAGGAUUUUAUAUCUUUGAGGCAGGCUUCUAACCUGGCAACCUGGCCUGCUUCCUCUGGCUUUAUGGAUAGGUAUAGCUGGGUGUCAUCUGCAUAACAGUGGAAAUUAAUCGAAUACUUCCUCAUAAUUUUACCCAGCGGAAUCAUAUACAGGGUGAAGAGGAUUGGACCGAGCACUGACCCUUGCGGCACACCGUAGCAGACUUUGGUGUGUGCAGAGGAUUUAUUAUUUACAUUGACAAACUGGGAUCGAUCUGUUAGGUACGAUUUAAACCAGGAGAGAGCUGAUCCUGCUAUGCCUAUAGAUUGUUCUAGUCUCUGAAGCAGGAUGGAGUGGUCAAUUGUGUCAAAUGCUGCACUAAGAUCUAACAGGACUAGAACAGAGAGAAAACCAUUGUCUGAGGCCAUGAGUAGGUCAUUUGACACCUUUAGCAGAGCAGUCUCUGUGCUGUGAUGGGUUCUAAACCCAGACUGGAAAUCCUCUAAUAAACCAUUGUUAUGGAGAAAAUCACAGAGUUGAUUCGCAACAACUUUCUCUAGGAUUUUAGAAAUAAAAGGAAGGUUGGAUAUUGGUCUAUAGUUAGCUAGGGAGCUUGAGUCUAGAGUAGGUUUUUUAAGGAGAGGCUUAAUCAAUGCAGUCUUGAAAGACUGGGGAACAUAUCCUGUUAAUAAAGACGUGUUAAUCAUUUUGAGCAGGGACGUACUAAUCAAAGGAAGAGUUUCCUUCAGCAAUUUAGAUGGAAUUGGGUCUAAGAGACACGUCGAUGGUUUGGCUGCUAGCACCACUGACUUUAACUCAGGAAGGUCAAUAGGUACAAAAUUACUAAGGUGCACCAGAGGCCUUAGGGGCUCCUCAACAUUUUUAGGGUUAUCUGAGAGAGAGACACUUGAUGGAGUCAAUAGGUUACUAAUUUUACCUCUUAUUUUUAAGAUUUUAUCAUUGAAGAAGCUCAGGAAGUCAUUGCUGCUAAGGGCUAAUGGGAUACAUGGUUCAGUGGUGCUCGGACAGUCUGUCAGCCUGGCUACAGUGCUGAAGAGAUAUCUGGGGUUAUUCUUAUUUUCCUCAAUAAGAGACGAGUAGUAGGUUGUCCGAGCACGUCGUAGGGCUUUCUUAUAUUUAUCGAGACAUUCCUGCCAGAGAAAACGAGCUUCAGCUGUUUUGGAGGAGCGCCAAAUCCUUUCACAUUUUCUUAAUAACUGUUUCAGCUCACGGGUUUCAGCAUUAUACCACGGGGCUAGCCUCUCGCGUGUAAUAGUUUUCUGUCGAAGAGGGGCAACUGAGUCUAGAACUGAUCGCAGUGUGCCUGAGGUAUCAUCAACAAACUGGUCGAGUUGCAAGGGACUGAUGUUUAAAUAUGAGCUAUCAGUAAAGUUUUUCUCAACUACAGAAUUUAGAGCAGACGGAAUUACCUCCUUGAACUUAGUAACAGCAUUUUCAGACAACCUUCUAGUUAGCACGAAUUUGUUGUGAGGAGAGUAACCUGAAAGCACAAAUUCAAAAGUUACUAGACACUGAUCAGAUAAUAGAGGAUUUAAUGAGCUGACUAACAGGGCAUCAGUUUCGAGGCCAUAAGCCAGGACGAGAUCGAGAGUGUGGUUAAAGCAGUGCGUAGGUCUAUGUACACACUGUGUAAACCCAAUUGAAUCUAGCAAGGACCGAAAAGAAAUGCUUAGGCUAUCAUUUUCCACAUCUAUGUGAAUAUUAAAGUCACCAACGACGAUGACUUUAUCUGCGAGAAGGACUAAUUCGGAUAGGAACUCUGAGAACUCUGACAAAAACUCAGAGUAUGGGCUCGGAGGGCGGUAAACUAUAGCAAAUACCAGUGGUCUCAUGGACUUUGAGGCUGGGUGCGGGAGACUGAGAACGAGACUUUCAAAAGAGUUAUAAUCUAGUUUUGGUCUUGGGUUAAUUCUAAGACUGGAAUUGUAGAUAGCUGCAACUCCACCACCUCGGCCAGAGUCUCGAGGAAUGUGAAAGUUUAGGUGGCUAGGAGGAGUGGAUUCAUUUAAACUUACAUAUUCAUCCUUACGCAGCCAUGUUUCGGUUAGGGAGAGUAAAUCAAUGCGAUGAUCAGAGAUUAGUUCAUUUAUUAACACAGAUUUUGAAUUUAGAGACCUUAUAUUCAGUAGGCCACAUUUUAUCUUACAAGUACUUGGUUCAGCUAUGUUAACAGUCUUAAUUCUAGUAAGGUUCUUGUUAUUUACUCCUUUUUUAAUUGAUCGGUUAGAAUUUGAGAGCAGAGUACGAGGGACAGACACAGUCUCUAUAUUAAAGUGACAGUAGCUAGGAGGCUGCUCUAACAAAAGUACAGAGGAACGUGUAGAGCUGUGGCUAUGCUCCCUGAUUUCUAUGUCAAGCUGAGAGUAGCUAUCAGUGCUUGUAUCAACACUAAUACCAGAUUACUUACAGAUACCCAUAUUCAGGACUUGCACCAACACCAAUACUGAUACUGGCAUUGAUACCAGCCCUGGAAUAGAUACCAAUACUGGCUGUGAGACUGAUAGUGGAAUCAACACUUAUACUGGCAACAAUACCAUAACUUGCAGAGAUACCACUACUGGAAUAGAUCCCUAAACUGUUCCUUGCAUUGAUAUCUAUACUGGUAUAAAAACCAAUACCAGAAUCUACCCAAUUUUAAACCAGUAUUUGCACUGAUACCAAAACUGAUACUGGGCUUGAUUCCAAUACUGGCACUGAUACUACUCUGGCGUCAAUACUUAUACUGGGAUUGAUAUCAAUACCAGAAUACAUACCUUUACUGUGACUGGUAUUGAUACAGAUUUUCCUAUCAACACCAAUAUGGUAUUGGCACUGAUACCAAAGUCUGGAUUUCAUCUGACUCCUGAAGGGAAAAACUAUUUGGUACACCUUGAUGAUGAUUUGCUUAAUACCAUAUAUUUUUAUCCAUAUCCUGUUGUUGUAGGAUAAAGUAGCAUGAGACAGUGAACCAUCCAAUCACAGAAGAGUGUAUGAACAAACAUGUCAAAAUCGUUUUCAAGCCACACUCAACACACGAGACAUAUGCAGUGCACCUACACAUACAGGGAUCCAUCUGUCUAUUGACUUCUGUCACUGCACACACACACACAAGGAAGUCCCUGUUGAUGCCAGCUUCAUGGAAGCAAGUAUUUUUAGACUGUGUUGGUAGUAAGAAAAAGGAAGGUAGGGAUUUCAGUGUGUGUGUUUUAGGGCUGAAACGAUUACUCGAGUAACUCGAGUAACUCGAUUAAUAAAAUUCCUCGAGGCAAAUUACAUGCCUCGAGGAAUCGUUUAAAUCCGGAACCAUGUGCAGCGCACGGUGUUUGACACGGACGGUUAUUUCUGUUGCGCAGCAGCGUGCUCUUUCCGCUCCUUCCGCUGCCGCGCGUUUCAUAGACAUAAUAAAAGGGUAGACCCCGCUGGGGGUGCUGCGCAGCGAGAAAUGCGGCCGCCAUCUUGGUCAGGUCAAGCUUCCCAUACGCCAAUCAUAUUCAUUCAUUCAGCGAUGCCGGAGCACUGUGCGGCGUAUUCCUGUGCCAACAGGCGGACAGCAGAGAACAGGGCUCAAGAAAUAACUUUUCACAGUUAUGAUUAAACGUUUUUUAAACAUUACACUUGACUGUAGAGUCAUUUGUAGGCCAAAGAGGAAGACUAUCGGUCAACUCCAAAAAGGAAACAGCAUUUGCGAACAGCUAGCUUAUUCACAAUAAUAGCAACUUUGGUCGAUUAUCAACAGAUUUGCAUUAGAUUGAAAAACUUUUGUUUGAGAGAGGUUCUAAGAAACGUUAAGAAAUAAAAUAGAAAGAAAAAGGAAGAAAGUGAGCUCUGUUUUAUUAUCUGUUUUAUUAAAGAUUUCUUUGUGGUGAUCUCCUGUUUCAUUUUGAAGAUUUCCUAAGGACAAAAACUUGAGGAAGACGUGGGAGAUUGCUGUUAGAGGGAGAAGUUCGCAGCAAGUGAUUCCUCUGUGCUGUGUAGCCAACAAGCAAAUUGAUAUGUAGUUUAGAUGCUGUCCUGUCAUGCUGUUCUUGUGUUUAAAUCUUUUUGAUAUGUAGGCUAUAUAUUUGUGUGUAUUUUCCAGUUAUUAAAAUAGUGCUUCUAUAUGACAUUAUUUGUGUGUGUCUACAAAUGGAUAAAUAAAAUUAAACUAUAUAAAAAAUUAUAAUCAAAUCAAUAUAUAUUGAAUUGGCCUAUUAAUACCGCCAGUUAUUAAUAAUUAUUGAGACAUAGCAGGAACCUAGCUCUAAACCUAAAUAUAUCCUUGAUUAAUUGUUAUACUAUACUACAGCCACUGCUGCCAUGUUCUAAAAUAUCAUUUUAUUCAUUCUGAGCAUUUGAAAACGCCCCCAAAAAAUAUGGCCUCUAUCAUGCCUCUUUGAAUGGCGUUUGCAGAGAAGAAAAUUACGUAGUAUUGAGCGAACUAUGAUUCAUUAAUGCGCUCAGACUUCAUUCCGCCGGUUAAACAGCGGUGCAGAGUGAGGCGGAUGACCGGACCAAGAUGGCGGCCGCAUUUCUCGACAGCGCCCAUUCGUGGUAGCGGCCGAUGCGGGGUCUAUCUUUUAUUAUGUCUAUGGCGCGUUUGGUUCAAUCAUGGAGGGAAACGAGGACAGACAGAGAGAGGAAGAAAGAGAUGACACGCAGAGGAAACGGCAGAAAGUGUCUAAAGUGUGGGACCAUUACACACUGAAAAGGAAAGAAAACGCCGUGCAGUGCGUUCACUGUAAGGCGGAGUUGGCGUUUCACAACAGCACGUCGUCAAUGCUGCAGCACCUUAAAAGAAAACACCCGGUCCAUGCAUUAAGUCCGCUCUGAGGCAAACGUGAUUCAAUGCAAAGUAUUACAGUGAGAGCAAAACAUUUCUUAUCCGAUUACUCGAUUAAUCGACAGAUUAAUCGAUAGAGUACUCGAUUACUAAAAUAAUCGAUAGCUGCAGCCCUAGUGUGUUUGUAUAUUCUGUGUGUGUGAUGCUCAGUCAGACUUGAUGACAUGCUCUCAGCUUCAACGGAGUUAAAGAGUUUAAUAAAAAGUAGUGAUGUAGUCCGAUUCUCCAACCUUUCCCCUCUUUCUCUCUCGGCACCAGCCCUCCUAAUGAAUCUACAUUGCUCCUCUAAUAGAAAUCUAUAUCUGCUGUAGUGGUCACAGAUCCAGAAAGAACACACAAAUGGUCUUUCCUUUUACGAGCCCUACACACACACACACACACACACACACACACACACACACACACACACACACACACACACACACACACACACAUGCACAUGCACACGUGCUAAAACAGUGAAAAUGCACAGGGUUGGCUGUUGUAGAGUCAUGUGUGGAGGACAGGCCGGUCCAGUUUUGGCACUGAUUCUAUUCUCAAUGAAGCGGGAGUUUGUGAAUUAUUGAAGCGCCUGUCCUCUUUCUUUGCUCCCUCUCCAUCUCUUUCCCUCCCACUUUAGAUCUCAUAUUUUUCUCUCUCUCCACUCCUCUUUCUCACACUCAUAUCCUCUCUUCCUCUUUUUUUGUUUUACUCCUCUAUUAGAUAAGGGAGAGUCAGUGUGAUUUGUGAGCCAGUAGUUCUGUCAGUGUGUGUGUAUAUUUGUGUGAUUUGAGUGAUGUUGGUUAAUCCAGGGCUGUCCUUGGGGACAGAUUUGGCCCAUAUUACAGCCUGCUAUUACUGCUUCUGAAACCUCCUGUGCAUUGAGACAGCCAUUAUUUACUGCCAUGCGUCGUCUCAACUCCCUCACUAGUAUUUCUUUUAUAAAGCUCCACCCUGCUCUGAGUGAGCAAACACACAGAGAGACACAAAUGUAGGAGUAGAUUGUGAGACUACUUUCUGGUUUUGAAGACGAAUUGCUUGCUUUGCCUACACGAAAGUGAAGACAGAAACAAAAACUGUUCACUUAAACAGUUUUAUAAAGCUUAAAUUUAUCAAAGUAAUCUACAAGAAGCCAAAAUCUAAAUUUUGACCCACAAAAUGACGAGGACUCCCUCUUUUUUUUCAUUUGUCACAUUAAAUGUAACUUAAAUAUCCACUUUCCAUCUAAACCAAUGAAGAAAAAGAAUCUGCUUCUUCGACCCGUCUCCAUCUUUUCCUCUUUUUGUUCUUCUUCUUCCUCUACCCUUCUCAAUCUUUUACUACUUAGUAUUUUAUUUGUCUUUUCUUCUUUUUCUUUUUUUUCUGCUUUUUCCUUCUUCUCUACUCAUCUUUUGCCUUUUCUUCUUGUUUUUUAGUUUUUCUUCUUUUUUUUCUACUUUUUCUCCUUUACUCCAACUUUCUUUAUUUUCUUUUACUCUUUUUUUUUCUCCACUUCUUUUUCUUAAUGAGUAUUUUACAUAAAAACAUCUCACAGCACAGUGACAUUCCAAAACUAGAGAAGCACUUGGAGAGCGCAGACCUCCGCCAAGCAGCUCAUGUCCCCCCCAUGAACAAGAAAUGCUCUGACCAGGAUUUGAACCCAGGACCUUUUGGUUGUGAGGCAACAGUGCUAACCACUACACCACUGUGCAGCCCGUUGAUUUUCUCUCAGCAUUGAAAAUUCCAACGACACCCUUAUUUUUGUGUGUUCUGGAUCACAGUAUCCAGAAUUUUGUCCGGAUCACCACUAAAAUUUAAUGGGAUCCUCCUGGGGCUGAGACACACCUCUGGUGAAAAUUUCAGGUCAAUCCGUCUGUUAGUUUCUCCGUAAAGUUACUAACAGACAAACAAACCAACGCUACCGAAAACAUAACCUCCUUGGCGGAGGUAAUAAGUUAUUAUUUUAAUGACAUCUAAAUCUGUAGGGUUUAAUAAAUCAACUGUUUGUCCAUUAAGACCACUGAAAUCAGGAUUGACCCUAAUUUAAAGGUGGGUUUUUCUUACACAUGGCUAUCUUUGUGCUUGCUUUCAAACUGGAUACACACCACCUAACAGCACAGACAUGAAGACAAAUGGAGGUGUCACCUUUCGACUGAGGGCAUGGUUUAUACAGUAUCUUAUCCACUGGGAUGUGUGACAGUAAAAAAUCACACACAUUAACACACAUACUGUACAUGCAGUCUACCUGAACAGACCAAAAACAGGUCACAGCAUUGUACCUCAAACCACCCACUGAUAAUGACUGACUGAUCAGUCAUGGAGAAACCAGUGGGAAGAUAUUUUUACACAUACCCCUCUCUCUCUCCUCACUGCUUUAUCACUCUAUGGGUGUGUGUGUGUGACAGCACCAGUGCUCUCUCACUGAACGUCGAACACACACAAUCCCAGAUAAGCGUGUUUGUGAGAAAGUGGGUUUGUGGUGUUGUAUAGAUUCCGUGUCAUGAAUCAAUAGUUGGUGCCAAUUCAGAUGACUGUAAAAGUGUUGUAGAUUUAUACUGAGGUGCAGCGUUGGCAGUCAGACAUGCGGGUCUCUGUCCGCUUCUUGUGACAGGAGUUGAUGAAUGAUGGACUAAUAACCAGUGCUCUCUACAGGGAGCAUAUACUCUGUCGGGCAUGUCAAAUAGAAGCAGUUGUUUUUCUCCGCUGAUGUUUUACUGUUGAAGAAAAGAGAGAUGACGACCAGGAUGGAGUCGAAUAAAUGUUUGCAGUCAGAUGAUUUAUGGUCUUUUGAUUUUCUCUUUCUACAUAUUUGAUCAAGGUCUCUCUACACUUAAAUAGAGUUUCAUUUGUUUACUGACUGUGCUCCAUGCUCUUACUCAUUCAUCUCACUAUAAGUUGUUUUUCAUAUGAAAAUACUCACAUCUAAGUACAAUUUUCAAAAACGAAGCAGCUUUUAGUUGUACAACAGCUUGGCAGAGACGCAGUGAGAAUGUGCCUGAUUAAAAAGUUAAUCAUGUUUCCAGCUUACACACACAUACGACUGUUUUAAAGCUCGUCUGUGCUCUUUCCUUCCCCCUUUUUUCCUCUCUUGCUCCCUCACCUCCUCCCUCCUAGAAUUGCUGCCAAAGACUCUUUCCCAUAACCCUCUCAGACCUGUGUCUGUGUGUGUGUCCCUGCACAGUAGCCUUAAAUAAGAGACAGAUCGAAAGGCAUGCAGGCUUCACACACCCUCUUGCACACACACACUUGCACACACAUGUACAGUAUCGGCCUUGUUGCACAGGCCCCAGGGAUUAGAGUUGGAACUAUUUCCUGUUUGGGUCGAGGGAGAAAGGGGAAGUAGUGUGGAUGAAAUCUGACGUAACCACGGCGGUGGUCUUCCUGUGUGCUCCACUGGGGCUUGGGUGUUACCCAGAGUUCAGUUUCCAUGGUCAUUAAUAGAUCAAGUGCAUCAAUGCCAGGAGCCAAGAGAACUCAGGAAUUCAAGGCAUGCACCACAAAAAAGUAUCUGUACUUAUACGAUGCAAAAGGGAUAGCAUGACAGGUAGAUGUGUUGAUUAGGAAAAACAGAUUCACUUUGUAACACACGUAUGCCAUUUGGUCGUCAUUAGCAUAAAAAAACUCAACUUUCAUAGCAUUCAGGUAUUAAUCUACUAUAUGUAUGCACUGUUCAUUUCACUACCUCUGUAUGAAAAACAUCAUAGCCCGGUACUUCAACAUGAGUGCCCUGUAAUAGAAUUACAAGUCAAUAAAGAUAACAGAAAAAUUGAUAGGACAUAAACUGUAUUGUGAAGCUUCUUAAAAGCAGCAGAGAUCUGAUUCGGUCUGCUCUUGUGCAUCAGUAUGUCUCUUGUGUCAACAGCCAAAUAGAAAUGGUAGAAAUGUGAAGGAGGGGUUUUGAGGUUGAGAGUGUAAAAACUCGUUCAAAGCAGAGGGUGUUGGGCCAAGGUGAGAAAAUAACACCGUUAGUGAGGCACCAAAAGUAAAUACAGUGCCGUAUUAAUACCACACACACUGAGAAGUAAAGCCAUACAAGAGCCUUAGAAAUUGAAGUGAAGCAGAGUUUUAUGGAUUAAAUUAGUCAAAGUGGUUAUGGUAUUUAAAAAAAAAUGUCUUUUUUAAAAUCAGUUUCUCUAAAUGUUCAUGAAAUGUUAUGUUAGUUGGCAUAAAAAGUCUUACAGUGCAACAAUUCCAGGAAUAAGGUCACAACUUUGCAUGUUUAAAGCUCCAAUGAGGAACUUUCAGUCAGUGGCGAUGUUGGCGCCCCCUGUAGAUAGAACACUCUUUGCUUACCUUGUCCUUUACAUGCAUGUGUAGUCAUUUUUUGGGGAUCGUAAUCUCAUCCUGCUGUCAAAUUUUUCAUAACCUGUGGAAAUUGUAAAAGCAGAGCUGCUUUCACAAUGCUAGACGCCUAUCCUUCGCACCAAUAUCAAGCGUUGUGGCCGGUGUCCUUAGCUGCCGUUGGAAAUAGUGGAAAGGAAUUCAUAUUAAUUUUAACGGAUUUCAUAAACAUGAAAAAAGGUCCACAUAGGAGCUUUAAAGCUACUCAGAUACUUUAAAAAAAGAAACAUGGUUUUUAUGGCGUCUAUCAUAAAAGGAUCAUGCCUAAGGAAGAAUAUUAGCGAUUAAACAUUUAAAAUACACUUUACCUUGUGUGACUUAUGGUAGCAGGCCUUUGGUUUUAAUCAGCAUUGAUUUAUCAGGUUCGGGUCAUUUGAGAUCCCAUAAUUUCACACUGAGAGGAUUUAUGGUUAUUCAUUGUUCAGGUUCACAUUUUUACUCCUGACAAGUAGGAUGCUUUAAAUUUGCAUCAUGAACUUUGAGUUAAAUAUCCAAAGAUGUUUUGAUUUUUGUUACAGCUUCCAGGCUAAAUAAAAAAAAAAAACACAUACUGUUACUUGUGUUAUUAAAUCAGUGUUUUCCAGUUGUUAUUGUGUGUCAUGGAGGUGUUACAAUGCCUUUUCACACAGGAUGAUUAAAUGGAUGCUUGAAUCCCUUUUUUUGAGUGUUAACACUGCGCAGAGGGAGAAUUAUUAACCACGCAGAAUAAACACAUGAAGAGUCUCACAUCGGGGUGAUAAUGUUUUAUAUUCAGGAAUUGAUUAUAUAGCUAAAAGCUGGGACUCACUUACUCGGUUGAACAGGCAGGAUGUGGGCUCCAGUGACUUCCUCUUAAGGUGUGAAGCUGUCUGCUAAAAACAGGGAAUGUAAUACCUCGCUCGCUGUGCGGAUCUUACACGUUCACCUAGAAACAGACAACACAGGAACUCUCGCCCUCAGUGUCUCUCUCAAACACACACACACACCAACAAUUGCAACAAAAAGGUGAAAAAAGUUACAGCAAAACAGUUCUGUGAUGAUUUUAUGUUUUAGGUGGACAGGAAUCCUUUCAUGAGAGUUUUCAUGUUGACACUUGGAGUUAGUAGAGACGUUUCAAAAAGGGCUGCAACAUGGUGAGACACACUUCUACCUGUUGCCUAUGUGUCUGUGUCUGUGUUUACGCCCAGAAAGCAAGUAUAGGGAGAGAGAAGGAUGCUUUUUUGUGGUGUAAAGAGAAGGCUGCUAUUGAUUAAAACUUGUAUUCAAAACAUGUUGAAGGUAAAAGUAUCAAUAAGCUAUUAAAACUGCAUUGAUUUGCAGCGAGAUAUCUUCCUUCUUCUUCACUUUUCAUUUAUCGCAUCAAUAUCAGCGUGAAAGGCAAAAGGAAGUUGAUUUAAAACUAUCUUAUGCUUGCUACAAAGUCUACUGCUAAAGCAAAAGCAUGCUAGUUUGUUUGCCUCUGAUUUAUGCAUUGUAAAAAAUAAGUAACCGUGGUUCUCCUAAAAUAGACCGGAAAGCCAUGAUUUCCCUCUCCAUGGCAACAAUUCAGUCGAGCACCAAGUUGAAGUUGAUGGAGUGUAUUCUCUCAGCACCAUAUUUACUGUGUGUCUGUGUCUCUCUGUGUGUGUGUGUGUGUGUGUGCGUUGUACGUCUUCCUGUGUGUGAGUCUUUGUUUAUUUGUGGACGACAAGAUCCAAGUCGUUGUUUGUUUGGUUGAGUCCAUCUCUGUGGAAACCCAGAACAAGUAGAGAGGCUGCUUCAACUCCUGCCAGGCCCCUGAAAAUGAAGUCUUUACUUUCUUUUGUCGAUGUAACAUCCAACUAGGUAUGAUAAAGGCUUCCAUUUUGUGUUUAUGAUUAAACAUGUCCGUUUUUCGACAAUGCAUCCACAGCAUUCACGAACACGAACAGAAUAGGAUGAGCCUCGCUGUGCAGAGUAAAAUAUGCAUCCAUUUACCUCCCCUUUAUCAGUCAAGUACAUGAACCCAGGAACCUAACUACUGUAGAUGACGCUUUAUCUAUUUGUAGCUUCAGGGUAGACACAAACAGACGGGAAAGUGCAUGCACAGACACACACAAACACACGCGCAAAAACAGUGUGUAGUGUCAGGCACGGCAGGGGUUGCAUCUCAGCAGAUGGCAGGAGCCGCCCACACACUGCCAGUUGUUAUACAAUAUGUAUUGUAUAACCGCAGCGAGCAACAGGCCCCCUCCUGGUACAUAGAAAAGCAACACACACACAAACACAAAUCCAGUCAUUCACAGGCAGGGAAAACAUAGAUGCUGUCUCUCUUUCUCUCCAUACACACAUACAUACAUAAAAACAACACGCCUCUUAGUCACCACACACUGAAACGGUUCGGGUAUUUAGUCAGUAGGUUAGUCCUCUCUCAUAUUGAGUCAUUCACAUAUCCAGUCAGACAGCUCAAUCAGGCAGCAACACAGCUGUUCAGUAGGCAAGCAAGCAGCCACCCAGUGAUGGAUAAUCAAUUAGUCUUUUUGCCAGGGAUACAGCUGUGCGGUGAUUCUCACAGCUGUUCAGGUAACCAAGCCGUAAGCCGCACAAACAGCUGUGCAGUCACUCACACACAGAUUCAUCUGUAUUUUUUGUAUCAUAUAAAACACUCGUUUUUACCACCAAACUCGGUUUUAUUUAAGUUUUGAGGGACAGAGAAAGUUUUACAUGGAUUACAGUCACUGAACAGAACAUCCAAAUAAAAUCACAGCCACAGUAGAGCGCUGCUGUAGAUGUAUUAGUGUGUCUGCUUCUAUACUGUUGUGUUUAUGUCAUUUGAUAAGAUGUUCAGUGAGGUGCUCUGUUGAAGCUGUUUACUUUUUACUCUGUCUGUUUUAUUUCAGCUUCACUUCAUCUGCUUCAUGUCAGUUUAUGUAGUCUCUGCUCCACUCUUGAUGUAUCUAAAGUAUCUCCCGCCUUUUUUUAUUUUAUCACUUUUUCUUUUUCCUUUUUGCACAUUGUUUAUUGUUUUAUUCAUCCUUUUCAUCUCUCAUUCUUUUUCACUAGCUUGCUUUUUUCUUCCCUUUAUCACCAUUUAUAUUAUUUUCUUUCUUUCUUUCUUUCUUUCUUACUUUCUUACUUACUUUUUUCUUUUCUUUCUUUCUGUCUUCAUGAUGCUUUCUUUUUUCCCUUUUUGCUCAUUCUUUAUUUUUUAUUCACCCUUGUUUUCUCUUAUUCUUUUACUAGCUUGCUUUCUUUUCUUUCCUUUAUCACCUAUUAAUAUUAUUUUCUUUCUUUCUGUCUUUCUUUCUUUCUUUCUUUCUUACUUUUUUCUUUCUUUCUUUCUUUCUUUCUUUCUUACUUACUUUUUCUUUUCUUUCUGUCCUCAUGCUUUCUGUCUUUUCUUUUCUUUUUCUUUUUCCUUUUGCUCAUUUUUUAUUUUUCAUUCAUCCUUUUCUUCUCUCAUUCUUUCUCACUAGCUUCCUUUUUUCAUUCCUCUAUCACCUAUUUAUAUUAUUUUCUUUCUUUCUUUCUUUCUUUCUGCUUCAUGCUCUCUAUCUUUUCUUUAAUUUUAUUUUUUUCAUUUUCCUUUUUGCUCUGUCUUUAUUUUGUACUCAUCCAUUUCUUCUCCUAUUCUUUCUCUGGCUUGCUGUCUGUUUUUUCUUUUCUUUUUCUUUUUCCUUUAUCACCUAUUAUAUUCUUUCUUUCUUUCUUUCUUUCUUUGCAGUAGUUGCUUCAGAGGUUCAUCUUGCAGCACAUUUCAUCUUUGAAGAACCAUUCAUGUUUACCUGUAUGUUACAGCAGAUUUAACUCUGUAUAAUUUCACAGCACAAAUGCAUCCCUCUGUUUUAUAUCUGGUUCGACCCAGCUGGAGCGAGUUAAUUUAACACCUCUCUCUUCCUUUUUCAUUUUCCCUCCUUCCUUGAGCUUCCUUUAGUUGAAGCUCUCAUACUGAAAAUGCAUCAUGAGGAUGUUUGAGAGUCCUACAGUGUCUGUGAAAUCCUAUUUCUUUUUUUUUUUUUUUACGGUAGAUCCACACAGACACAUAAACACAAACACACGGCUGAAGUUAAGACACAUUUAAUCUGCAUGUCUGAAUUCAUGCCUGUGUGUAUUUAUACCAGAGUGUGCGCAUGUUCUGUGUGUGUCUCUGUGUGUGUGAGUGAGUGAGUGAGUGAGCCCAGAGGACUGUGUGAUGAUGUAAUGAGAAACUGAGCGGAGAAAACUGCGGAUUCCCCUAACUGCCACACACACACACACACACACACACACACACACACACACACGCAUCCUUGUCUUUGUGCUAUGGUCAGGACACAUGAGCAGACCAUGCAUUGUGGGAACCAACCUUUCUGAAGGUUGUACAGCACUGAGAAAAAUCAGGCAGUAUCCUGACAUGUAGGUUAACAGAGAAAUCACUUCAAAUUACCAAUUAGACAAAGUAGAGGUCCCUGACCAGACUAGGCACAGACAUCUGGGAACCUGUCUGGUAUUUGGCCACAUCUGGGGUCAGUAUCUACACACUGCCCGGUUUUUCUCUCCUCCUGGGUACCACUUACACAAACAUCAGAUCAAACAGACUUUGUGGGACCACUCCACACUUGUCAGUGCAGGACAGUGAUGAGAACCAAUCUCGACAAUCUUCGACAAGUACAUUUCUUAUCAGUAUCACCAGCUUAUAUUCAAGGUAUUAUAAGUGCAUCAGUCUCUAGAUCUACUCUCAAACCUGACCUGAUAUACCUUCAAUGUUCACAGGAUGUGUCUUUCUUAGAAGUGCACCAUCUGAUGUUUUCUUCAGCCAGAAAGUUCUCCCCUUUCUCUUGUCUGAACUCUAAUUUUUAACACAGCACAGAUGGGCUGAUUUUAUAGUUUUGAUAAGGAUGAUGUUUUGUGUUUUAGGGUAAAUUGUACAAAUAAUUAAAUUGAAUAGUGACAGAAGUCAACAGCUGUCUUGUGUCUUAUGUGUUAAUAUGCAUGUGGCUACAUAAGAAAGAUAUAUCUAUGUAAAGGAUUUUUUAUACUGUUCACAUGAUUAGACCUGAAACAGUGGAUGAAUUUAAAAGCUGAAAGUUUUUAUUCAAAUUUUUUUGAAGAUGCUGGAUAAACAAAAUUUGUUCAACUAAGGAACCACAAACUAACAUUCUUUCAAAAACAAAAGAAAACACCCUCCUCUUUUAAAACUGGUACAGUGUGUCUGUGCAGUUAUUGGCAGCUUAUAACAAAAAUAAAUCGAGUCAAAACUCUUCAUUAAACUCCCUUUACAGGUAGACAAAUCUGUUACUGUAUGACACAGCUCUGAAGCCCAACCUACAGUAACUCUAAGCAUCCAAAUAUAAAUUAAAAUAAGGAGGUAGAUUGCUGAAUUGAGAAAUGAUGGAUAUGAUACGACCACUAAGGAAACACUAACAAGUUAAUGGUAUAAACCAGAGAACAUGCUUUAUCUUAAGGACAGUAAAAGUGAUGCAACCCUCCUACAGCUGUCAACAGACAACACCUGAUCCCUCUAAACUUUCCUCUUCAGAGCUGUGAUUCGGUUUUUGAUAUAGAAUUUAAUAGCCAACCAAUUCCUGUUUUUGAGCGCUUCUUUCUCUUGUUCAAUGCACUUAUCGCAGUCGAGUUUCCCUGGAACACGGCAUGUGGUGAUGAAGGACAUCAUGUGUUUCUCAACGGCCAGGAUCUCCUCUCUUUCCCAAGGCCUCUUUUUAACAGGCUGCCGAGCUGUAAAUAAACAAAAACAUAAUCAAUUCUGUUUUUUAACCAUGGAGUGAUUUAGAAGCAAUUUAAGUAACAUAGGUGAAUGAGAACUCAGAAACUUCCCCCUCCCCAAAAAAAAUCUUAAUCACAAAUGUGUGUCUGCAAUCCACAUUUCAGCACAUGCCAAGAAAACACAUUUACAACCACACCAUAAACUAAUCUGAUUUCAGACCGGUCUCAGAGAACUUGCCUCUUUCCGUUUUUGGUGACCCCUGUUGUUUGGUGUUUUGAGGUGCGGUGGUGCUCUGCUGUGGUGAUGCAUCAUCAUGGUUCACAUCAGAUGGUGCAUCCUCUUCCCUCUGACUAGAUGUUAACUUACUCCCUACAACAGAGCAGAAGAAUAUAGACUGUAUCCACCACAGCUCACUAGCUCGUUUGUGCAAUAGGUGAAAAACCAGUUGGAUAUUGUGACUGUGGUCAUGCUCUAACUGAUUGUGAAGCACACGUGACACCAGCCAUUCAACCCCUUUAUGUUAAAGUUUUUUGAUCUAAUAUUUGUAACCAAGAAUCUCCUAAAGUUGAUCAAGUUUCUCAUGUUAAAAAGGAUAAGUAUAUAUGUUGAUACAUUAAAAAUUUGUAUACAGGAUGAUGAAAAUUGUUUCCUUAAAUAUUUUUUCUAGUAAAAUUUAGUUUAGUAAGUUCCUAAUGACAUGUUAAAAUACAUUAUUUACAUUAUUUAGGGGGGUAUUUGUCAACUUACCUGCUAAAUUGAAAGAUUUGGGAUUAUCUGGUUAACAGGAAAUGCUUUUCUUUUGAAGGACCUCUAAACUGAAUUCACAGGAAGUAAGGCACUUCUUGUCACUUGAUGUUAUGAAGUCAAGUGUAAAACUGAGUUAUAAUUACUUUCAUCCAUUAACUUUAAAAUGUUAGCAUAAAGGUUGACUUUAUACAUGUUGGUCAUAAUUUGAAGCUCUUCACUAUGAGGUACAGGUUAACAAACCCCACAGACAUAUUGGAAGUCUAAUGACUACAGACUGUAGCAUAACAGUGCUCUCCCCAACUCACAAACAUUUCAAGAUCUCUGCUGACUGACUGCAGUAUUGAUCCUCCAUGCUGAUAAGAAGGGUUAAACUAUAAAUCUAAAUACUUGUAAAAUACAUGUGCAAAAUUAUUCUCUGUAACUCUUAUCUGAAAUUAGAUCAUAAACUAUUUCAAUUCACAUAAACUGAAAAAAAUAUUAACUCAAUAACUCUUAACGAGCUCUUUGACACAGCGAUAUAGUGCUGAGUAGUGUUGUAGUUUCAAGCCUGUGACAUAAAUACAGUUGAUGGAGUUGAUAAAUACUUAGUAUUGUUUUUCUGUGCCAUUAAGCACAUUUUGAGGUGAUAUUGCAAUUAAGUAAAUCACCAAACCUAACUUGAUCCCUUUUUUUUGAACGUGAACAAAUGCUGUUGUAAGGUGAAUCACAGGCCUCAAAAACUACAAUUGACUGAAAACCAUUAACAAGUACUGCUCCAAGAUGGCGGUGGUCUUGGAGCAUCCUGGGGUUGUGUGGCAUCUUGUGAUUAUGAUAUCUGUGGAUACACCACCCUGGUUAUAUCCUAACCUAAAAGAGGUAAAUCAACCUACCCUAUUGCCCCCCAACACCUCUAACACCAUGCUUGUGCUUGACAUGCAAGUGCUUAUAACAGCAAUCUAAAAGCUCAAACUAAACUUGGUGCAGGGAUUAAAAUGAAGCCGUUACAGACAUUACAUAGUCACCUCUCUGAUGUUGCAAAUGAACAUCAAGACCGAUGAGCUUUAAAGUUAACAAAAACAUUUUAUGACCAGUUGUUGACAGACAAAAGCAGGCUCCAAAUGGAUUCUGUAAACUGAUAUUGCACAUGGAUGUCUACAAAUAUGCAGCAGUGGUCACAUAUAAAAUUGUAUGUAAAUACCAACCUUCAGAGCCCGACUCGCAUGCCUCGUCAGGAUCGCUGUCAGGGUGCACAUUCUCUGUAUAGGGGUGAGGGGGAAUGAGUGUUAUUCAAGAUCAUUUGUUUCUGACAUGGUGAAAAAUUCCCAGAAAACAUAAUUACAAAAAGUGCAUUUCCUUCAAAAGGAGACAAGAGAGAUAGAUAAAUAGUACCCUCCGGGUCAAUGUUGAUGUCAUCCAAGGUCUUUCCCUUGAAUUCUCCCAGGCGUCCUUUCUCCAGAGCCAAUAGAACUUUGCUUAUUUUAGCAAGCUGGAGGGUGCCCUCAGGAAGCCUAUAGAACUGCCUAUGUACUCGUAUGUCAUGGCCGAGAAAAUCAGCCAACUGGUCCAACUCUGUGUUGCUGAGGUUGAGAACUUGUGAAAGAGUUCCUGUUUGUUUGCGAAGCUUUGUGGAGGUGAGACUUUCGGGACUUUUUGCACCACAGAUCUUUGCAAAAUGUCGAAGGCAGUCAGAACCACGGAGGCAUGUAAAGGCAGAUGGUCUAGCAAAAAGAUACCUGUUCUCUUUAGGAACCCCACAUUCCUGCCGUUUGCUGGUAAGUAAAUCCAAUGCAUGCUGCAUUGCCGGGGUCAGAAGAACGGGAACCUUUCUUCCUCUUUUUCCCCUGAUCUCGAUCCGUCUGAAGUGUUGGCAGAGUUUCUUCUCAACAGGUGACAGGGCAUCAAUCACAUCAUCUUGAGGAUCUGAUGUACUGUUAGACAAAUAUGCUGUCAUGGGCAUUUUUGACACCUCCCCAGCUCUUCGACGAUUAAAAAGGAUGACUUGAGUCAACGUGACCUUGGUCAGCUGUGACCAUGUUUGCGGGGAUGUCUCAGUGGAUAGUUUUGAGCUGUAAUGUUGCUGUUUCUCAUCCAAAUAGGAGUGGAGAGUUUGGACAUCCUUUGUGAAAGGAAGCAGCAGAGGGGUGUUCCACCUGGCCUCCUGCAGUGUCCUCAGUGAUGCAGCCGAAACCAUUUCAUUCCAGCGAGUUUCGUACACUCUGCGAAAUGUACGUGCAUCUUUAGCAGCACUGUAAUUGUUUUGUACAUUUGCACGACUUUCUACAAGCAUUGAUACCUUUGUCAGGCUAUGUCCAAUUUUGAGGGCCAGACUUGGACACUUGUAAGUGUUGGUUGCACUAUCAAAACCUGCCACCUCUUUUACAGCCUGAAUAACUUGCAUGAAGUUGGAUGGUCUGAUGUGGUCUCGAAUGGUCUUCAUGGAAGUGGUUUUUCUGGAGCACAGCAGAAGUCUUCCAAGCUCUCUUAACUUCUGGCGGAUAUAUUCAUGUUUUCCAGGAUCAUGUCCCAGUCUGUUGUAUAGAUGGUCCCCGUACUCCAGAAUACAGGCAUCAGAUUUAACUGCUGAAAAAACCUCAUCUUGGAGCAUGUUGUUUAAGAGUUUCCACAAGUCCUGUUUGACGCCAGGUGGAGGAGGUGUAGUAAAUGCACAAAGGGCCUGGACACGGGUUUUACCUGGUUUGUGUGGUACAGAAGGCCUAAGCUUGCAAAUUUGCAUGUGCCGCCAAAGCAGCUUUCUGGCAAAAAAGCCUUGACAAUAUGCACAGUGUAGGAAAUCCUGUGCACUGGAAUCCUGCCUCGGCUGCUUGCGGGGAACAAGGUUACCGACCCCAGAGUGUAGUACCUCUACAUUGUGUGAAAAGUUGCCCCUGUUUCUCAAAAGUUCCAGAUGCAUUCGUCUUUCUUUGGAGCCUUUUUUGAAGGCAAAAGCCUGUGCAACCUCUGACUUAUCUAUAUGUGCUCGCUCUAAAUGUCUUGCAAUUUUUAUAACACCCAAUUUGCAGUACAAACAGUACUGCUUCUUGUUAUAAAGUCUUGACCCAUUCUCUUUUUUGCAGACAGCGGGUAUGGAAAGUGGACCACCAGACUCAUUAUCAUUUGUAAGAAUGGAAGAGGAACUGUCAGGAAGACAUUCGUCCUGGUCCUGGUCUAAAUUCACCACUGAGUUUUGGGAGAGGGCAUCAGCGUCUGCUACAAAACUCUGGUUAGAUGAGUCAGCAUGGCUGACUAGUGUUGAAUGAUGAACCACACUUCUGUAGCAUUGCCUUUUAUGCAUCAGACCAGAGCUACUUCUCCUAACAGGUGAACGCCCUCUUGUAACAACCUGCUGUGAAGAGGCUUCAGAUCUUUGGGUUAAGGGAGGAAAAUCUUUGAUGACAUCUUUUAUCUUGAAGAGAGGGUCCUCAACUUCCAGGACUUCACUUCUGCCGGAAUCAUCAGAGUCCUCACUUGUCUUAGGAAUGUAUUCCUCUUCACUGUCAGCUGAGGUGGUGUCAUAAAGCUCUUCUGAAUCAAAGUGAAUCUGGUUUUUCAUCUAAAGAAAGCAAUAAAAAUAUGAUAGACAGUAGGCACAAGACCAAUGAAAUGUCUGCAAUUGACUUUUAAUACAUUCACUGCACUGUGUGUGUGUGUUGUUUACCAGUAUACUUUUGGUCCUCCUGAGCCUGGGGACAGAAAUAUGGUCCUGCUCUGAGAGGCAAUGUUCAGAUUCAGGAUUUGAGGAUGGACUCUGGGGUUCAUCAGAAUCUGUGUAGUUUACUAGAGGAAGAUUCAGCCCAUAUUUUUUCACUGAGGGAAGAGGACAAGCUGCAUCUGAGUCCUAGAGAAAAUAAAGACAAAAUGAAAUAAUGAAGCAUCUCAUCAAGGUACGAAAAAAAGGCCUAUACUCAAAGCUAAUUAAGACCAGAUGGUAGCCCUUUUUACUGAAAUGUAUGCAUUGGUGAGGAAAACUGCCGCUUUAACACCUCAAGACCAGACAGGAUGGUCAGCUGGAAUAAAUACCUUUAUCUCUCUGAGUGUAGAUCCCUCAGGAGGCUCCUCUGCGGUACUGGAGAUCUCAGCCUCAGAUGUUUCAGCCACAGUAGGUGGUUCCAUGUCCUAAACAACAAGUUUGAGAUGAAUAGUAAAUAAACUAACUUAUUAUUGAUCAAAUUUCUGUACAUUAAAGGCUUCUAGCACAUCAAAUAUACAUAACAGUCUAUUAACCUGAUGAAUCCACUCACUGCAGCUCAUGCUAAAUCACCUCAUCUAAACAAAUCCAUUUGUACUUACUAGUGGUGCAACAGAUCAUCAUUGAUCCAUGAUCCGUUCGGAUUGACGUCAUUGGUUUGGCACAAAUGUGACCCGCGGAUUUAUUUCUGAAAAAAAAAAAGUUGUGCUCCGUCCACACACAGCUUAUUGUAAGCGAAGAAAGGAGGAGGGCAGACAUGGCGAGUUGAGGAAAGGAGGAGCUUGAACGCCCCGCGACACUUACAUCCCUUGUAUGGGAGCAUUUUGGCAUCCCUGUCAACUAUGAUGAAGAAGGAAAGAGGUCAGUGGACAAAACUGCGACGGUGUGUAGGCACUGUGGCAUAAGAAAGCGAAAUGACAGUGGGAACACAUCGAGCAUGUUCACGCAUUUGAAGCGACAUCACCCGGGUGUUUUACUGACUGGCGAUAAAACGAAAGCUGGCCAACAACUUCACCACAGCAUUUAAGCAGCCUCUUCCUUGUGCAAUCCGACAGGGCUAAAGCUAUCACAAACGCUAUCGGUGUGUUUAUAGCUACAGACAUGAGGCCAUAUUCAGUUGUGCAAAACAUGUUAAAAACAUGCUGAAAGUCCUUGAGCCACGUUAAGACAUCCCGUCGCUCACAUACUUCAUUUUUGGUUCAUUGUUACAUUUUAAAGGAAGGAGAUAUGCCUAUAUAUUGCACUUCAAGUUGUUUUUCAUUAAUAAUUAUGCUAGAAAGAAGAUAUUAUGCCUUGUGCACUACUUUUAUAUAUUUAAUUUAAUCAUUUAAGUGUUUAAUAAACAGACAAAACUUGUGUUUGUCUUGUUUUUUUUUUUUGUUGCUUUUUGCUGAUCCAAAAAAUGAUCUGAUCCACGACUCUUGAUCCGAGGAACGAUCCAAUCCGUGAGUUUUGUGAUCCGUUGCACCACUAGUACUUACUGCUAUUUUUUGUCAACUGAUGUCUUCUUUAAACCACAGAGUGAAUGAUGGAGAAUAGAAAGGACUGGAAGAGACUUAAGUCUCCUUGUCAAACAGCUGGAGUGACCGGUGGGUUCUAAGAUCAUCACAUAGUGAACAGAUAACCUGCAUAUAAUGUUUAUUUCACACAAUAAGAAAAAAAAACCUUUUUUAUCUCUCAUUAAUGUCAACAUUGUAUCUGACUUUACGUGGACCCCACAAACACUGUAAACCUGACAAGUGUGUUUGUCAGACAUCUUAAAUACCAACCUGACUGGACUCCACAACUCAAAAUCAACCCAAGGGAGCCUUAAAGCAGACACACAGCUUAACUGACCAUCAAAAUAAAAAAAAUCAGAUACAUUAUAAGGACCUGACCAAUCAGCAGAGUUUUUAAAACUGCAGCUUUAAAACCUAAAAAUCAGACAGAAUGAUCAGGUGGACUAACACCUCUAUCUCUGUGAGUUUGGAUCCCUCAGGAGGCUCCUCUGCGGUCCUGGGGAUCUCAGCCUCAGAUGUUUCAGCCACAGUAGGUUGUUCCACGUCCUAAACAAAAAGUUUGAGAUGAAUAGUAAAUUAACCAACUCAUAAUUGAUCUAAAUUCUACACUUUUAAAGCCACUGGCACAUAAAUAUACAUUACCUUCAUAAACCCGAUGAAUACACUCACUGUCGCUCGCAUGCUAAAUGAGUUCAUCUGGACACAUAUUUUCUGUACUGACUGCUAUUUUUGUACACCUGGUGUCUUCUUUUAAACAUUUACUGGACCAUGGUGAACAGAGAGGACUGGCAAAGACUCAAGUCUCCCAGUCAAACAGCUGGAGUGACCGGUAGGUUCUUAGAUCAUUACACAGUGAGGAACACAUCAACUGCAAAGGAUGUAUUUUUUUCAUGUGAUAUUUAAUCUCCCAUUAAUGUCAACAGUGUAUCUGACUUUACGUGGACCCCACAAACACUGUAAACCUGACAAGUGUGUUUGUUAGACAUCUUAAAUACCAACCUGACUGGACCCCUUAACACAAAAUCAACCCGAGGGAGCCUUAAAGCAGACACACAGCUUAACUGACCAUCAAAAUAAAAAAAUCAGAUACAUUUAAAGGACCUGACCAAUCAGCAGAGUUUUUACAACUGCAGAUUUAACACUAAAGAGCAGACAGGAUGAUCAGCUGGAAUAAUUACCUCUAUCUCUCUGAGUGUAGAUCCCUCAGGAGGCUCCUCUGCGGUACUGGAGAUCUCAGCCUCAGAUGUUUCAGCCACAUUAGGUGGUUCCAUGUCCUAAACAACAAGUUUGAGAUGAAUAGUAAAUUAACCAACUAUUUAUUGAUCUAAUUUCUGCACAUUUAAAGCCACUGGCACCUCAAAUAUACAUAACAGUCUAUUAACCUGAUGAAUCCACUCACUGCAGCUCAUGCUAAAUCACCUCAUCUAAACAAAUCCAUUUGUACUUACUGCUAUUUUUUGUCAACUGAUGUCUUCUUAAAAACAUAAAGUGAUUAUAGAGAAUAGAAAGGACUUGAAGAGACUUAGGUCUCCUAGUCAAACAGCUGGAGUGGCAGCUAAGGUCUUAGAUCAUUACACAGUGAGGAACACAUCAACUGCAAAGGAUGUAUUUUUUUUCAUAUGAUAUUUAAUCUCUCAUUAAUGUCAACAGUGUAUCUGACUUUACGUGGACCCCACAAACACUGUAAACCUGACAAGUGUGUUUGUCAGACAUCUUAAAUACCAACCUGACUGGACCCCACAACUCAAAAUCAACCCAAGGGAGCCUUAAAGCAGACACACAGCUUAACUGACCAUCAAAAUAAAAAAAUCAGAUACAUUUAAAGGACCUGACCAAUCAGCAGAGUUUUUACAACUGCAGAUUUAACACUAAAGAGCAGACAGAAUGAUCAGCUGGAAUAAAUACCUCUAUCUCUGUGAGUGUAGAUCCCUCAGGAGGCUCCUCUGCGGUACUGGAGAUCUCAGCCUCAGAUGUUUCAGCCACAGUAGGUGGUUCCAUGUCCUAAACAACAAGUUUGAGAUGAAUAGUAAAUAAACAAACUAUUGUUCUGAUUUCUUCACAAUUAAAGAUACAGGCAACUUUAAAUACAUUAUGAUUCUUAAACCUGAUGAAUCCACUCGCUGUAGCUCUCAUGCUAAAUCCCAUAAUCUAAACAAAAUCAUCUGUACCUACUACUAUUACUGUCGCUUGGUGUCUUCUUUUAACCAAAAUGUGGAUCAUGGAGCCCAGAAAGGACUGGCAGAGACUUCAGUCUCCUAGUCAAACAGCUGGAGUGACCGGUAGGGUCUUAGAUCAUUACACAGUGAGGAACACAUCAACUGCAAAGGAUGUAUUUUUUUCAUUUGAUAUUUAAUCUCCCAUUAAUGUCAACAGUGUAUCUGACUUUACGUGGACCCCACAAACACUGUAAACCUGACAAGUGUGUUUGUCAGACAUCUUAAAUACCAACCUGACUGGACCCCACAACUCAAAAUCAACCCAAGGGAGCCUUAAAGCAGACACACAGCUUAACUGACCAUCAAAAUAAAAAAAUCAGAUACAUUAUAAGGACCUGACCAAUCAGCAGAGUUUUUACAACUGCAGCUUUAACACCUCAAGACCAGACAAGAUGAUCAGCUAGAAUAAAUACCUCUAUCUCUCUGAGUGUAGAUCCCUCAGGAGGCUCCUCUGUGGUCCUGGAGAUCUCAGCCUCAGAUGUUUCAGCCACAGCUGAUUGUCUGCCCUUCUAAGAUUAGGAUGAAUGACAAGUGUGUUUGUUAGAUUGCUAAAAUCACAACCUAACUGGAGCCCAUUACAUCAGAACAACUUGAGUAAGCUCUGAAAAUGUACUUCAAUUUUUGUCAGUAACAAAGACUUUGACAAACCUUUUUCCUCCUAGGCCAGUCAUCCUGUUUUUGGACUUUUCUGCUUCUCAGCGUAUACAUCCUAUAAAGGAAAAUUUAUGGUUUCAAGUUUUGAUUUUUUUUUAUCUCUAUGGACAAACAUGCCAGGCCCAGUGCAUGUCUGCAGUGUCAUAUAACUACUCAAUAAUGUCUAAUGUUACUAAAAUUACAUUCAUUGUAAACUUUAACAACCAUGUGACAAACCAGUGAGUAGUGACCAUGUUGUCUGACACAAAAUGAUGAACUUGCUCCUGCUGCUUCACUGUGAACGGUCUGUCAUUUACUUCAAUUAAAAGCGCACGUGCCUAAGAUGGCGGCUUUGCUCUCACUCCCCCCCACCCUACCCCACCCACCCAACAUAACGCACAUUUCCCCAAAUAUGACCGUGUUGUAAAAGAAUAAGAUUCAGAUAAAAAUUAAACAAAAUCAAGUCACAUUUUCGGUGUUUUUUAUAGUUAAAAACUUUGACAAAAAGUUACAAGAGAACACAAUGCGACCGUGAGACCGCUAGUUCUGCCUAACGAACUUUGCUAGCAGCUAGCUUCCUGUGUGCAUGCCACAUAAUACCAUGUGUGAAAACAUCGGGUAACUUUUUGACUAUAAAGUAAUCACUUACCUAAUUAUUUUAUCAGAAUCCCACUUACCUUUCAGUUAAAUCCUCUCCUGCUGCAGCUCAAGUCUCCCCUGCAGUCAAGUGCUUCUCACUCAUCUCUGUACCGUCAGCUGAGGAGCGCUUACUCUGUAUAGUCAGCACGUCCUGAACGGGUGGUGCUGCUUUAACCAUAGAUUCCUAUAUCCGCCCGCCAGGCAUGUCAAUAUAAAAAUUUAAAGCAGCCCACUCCUCUUUGUUAGAGUAAUAGUGUGUGUGUUUAUCAGUUACCAGUUUCAAUAAAUGUAUUUAUUUACUAAUUUAAAUACACUUUUUGUAGUCAAGUGCUUAUCUCUUCUCCAAACUAUCAGCUAAGGAGCGCUUACUUUGCAAAACUGUUACAUCCUGUGCGGGUGGUGCUGCUUUAAUCACAGAAUUUGUGUGUCCGCCCGCCAGACAUUUGUUAUUAAGGCAGCCCGCUUCUUUUGUUAUUGUAGAAGUGUGUGUUUAUCAGUUUCAAUUUCAGUAAAUAGGAACUUAUUUAUUUAAAAGGAUGAUUUCAUGUUUCUGACAAUUAAUCACUUUGUCUUGCCCAGCCUGCCUGUACUAUCUCAAACAACAAUAAUCACGGUAAUAAUAAUAAUAAUAACAUUCUUACUGCAAGAAUCCCAAUUCUUCUACUGUUACCACUACUACUUCUAUUAUCAUUUUAUUAGUAUUAUUAUUGCAGUACAUUUUACUUGUGUUACUUUAAAAAAAUACCGAAAGAUAAGUGUCACAAAAACUCAUGUUAUAAACGAAGAAAAAAAAACAAAGCUUGGAUAAAAUGGCAUCAUCAGUGAUUCCAGAGAUGUGUUUUAGAGGAGAAUUGGAUUUUGGCAGAUCAGUUUUCUGUUGGAGGUUGAGGCUCUCACACUCUCUUUCACCACUGGUCCUGCAGACAGGUCAGAAAGGAGUGUGAGAGUUGAGCAGGUCAGUAAAACAGGAUUAGGACCUUAUCAGUAAGAUAGGGUCCUGAUCAUGGAGAGCUUUGUGAGUGAAGAGAGGGACUGUACAGUGAGAAAGUCUUUGGAUUGGAGACUAGUGGAGGUUCUGGAGUAACAGGGAGAUUUGCUAACAGAAGUAAGAGUGUGUGAGAAGGUGAGCAGCAGAGUUCUGGAUAUACCAGGGUUUAUUGAGGACUUUGGGUAAUGAACUGUUCAAGAUGCUUUAGUACGCAAUUCUGGAUGAUAUGACAGCAUUAUUAGGGGAUAAUGCAGAUGAGAGAGAGGCUGAAAGAGCUGAGACAGGGAUGAACUUGAGGUUCCUGAAUGCUGAUUUCUCUUUUUGACCAUGAAAGCUGAUGUGGAUAUUCAGUAUUGUUGCUAGAUGGUGGUCACGAAUAUGGAGAUUGUGGCUCAAGACUUGCUUAAUGGUGAGACCAGAGCAAACCAGCAGAAUGUGCUCACAACUGCGGGUGUGGAAGUUGAUAUUUUGUGUUAAGUUAAAUAACUGCAUUAACCAGUAAGGUAGAGCUUUAAAGUUUGAAAGAAAAUGGUAUGAAGGUUUGUGUUGCAGGAGUUUGAGAGGAGAUAAAGUUUGUUAUCGGUGAUGAAUUUAUUCAGGGAGGGAAAGAUUCCAUUGAAAAAUGAGUGUUAACUUACACCAGUUGCUUUGGAAUUUGCUCAGAAGACUGGAGAAGAGAGCAGAGAUUUGACAGGUCUACAUGCUGUUCUUUGUUGUUAUGAUGCAAUGAGGCAGUGUGGCAAGACCAUAGUGAAGGGUUAAAAUUUGUGGAUGAGAAGUGGUGUAUGUAUGAAAAAUAUGUGCAGAGCCUCUGCACAACAUUAUCUGUGGACUGUAUCAGCCUUUCUCAGACUGUCAACACAGCCUUGGCAGAGGUGGUUAAUGAACAGAUGCAGUGCUAAGGAGUAAUACAGUGAGGGGAAGCUAGUUUAUAGCUAGUAUUGGCAGUGGACCAGAGGCUAGGUGUCCUAAGAGGGAGAAGUAACAAGCAGCCCAGGAACAUCUGCAGGUUACAUCCAAUCAUGACGGCAGCAAAAACACUACAGUUGUGUACUGAGGAGAGGAGAGGAUAGCCAGGAGCAGCAGUCUGUUGUUCCUGCUAUCUUCUGUGGCAGCUAACAUUAGCCGACACUUUGGCUACCUGGCUAUGUACACUGCUAACUUUUUUACAGAUUGUUCACCCAGCAGCAAAAACACUACAAUGUGUGUUGAGGAGAGGAUAGCCAGGAGCAGCAGACUGUUGUUUCUACUACCUUCUGUAGCAGCUUACAUUAGCUGACAAGUCAGCUACCUGGCUAUGUACACUGCUAACUAUUUAAAAGAUUGUUCACCCAGCAGCAAAUCACUACAGUUGUUGUGUACUGAGGAGAGGAAAUGAUAGCCAGGAGCAGCAGCCUUUUGUUCCUGCUACCUUCUGUAGCAGCUAACAUUAGCUGACACUUUGGCUACCUGCUUAUUAACACUGCUAACUUUUUUACAGAUUGUUCACCCAGCAGCAAAAACCCUACAAUGUGUGUUGAGGAGAGGGAGGAUAGCCAGAAGCAGCAGCCUUAUGUUCCUGCUACCUUCUGUAGCAGCUAACAUUAGCUGACAAGUCAGCUACCUGGCUAUGUACACUGCUAACAGUUUUACAGAUUGUUCACCCAACAGCAAAAGUACUACAGUUGUGUGUUGAGGAGAGGAGAGGAUAGCCAGGAGCCGCAGACUGUUGUUUCUACUACCUUCUGUAGCAGCUUACAUUAGCUGACAAGUCAGCUACCUGGCAAUGUACACUGCUAACUGUUUUACAGAUUGUUCACCCAGCAGCAAAUCACUACAGUUGUUGUGUACUGAGGAGAGGAAAUGAUAGCCAGGAGCAGCAGCCUUUUGUUCCUGCUAUCUUCUGUGGCAGCUAACAUUAGCCGACACUUUGGCUACCUGCUUAUGGACACUGCUAACUUUUUUACAGAUUGUUCACCCAGCAGCAAAAACACUACAAUGUGUGUUGAGGAGAGGAGAGGAUAGCCAGGAGCAGCAGACUGUUGUUUCUGCUACCUUCUGUAGCAGCUAACAUUAGCUGACAAGUCAGCUACCUGGCUAUGUACACUGCUAACAGUUUUACAGAUUGUUCACCCAACAGCAAAAGUACUACAGUUGUGUGUUGAGGAGAGGAGAGGAUAGCCAGGAGCAGCAGACUGUUGUUCCUGCUUCAUUGUGAAGUAGCUAACAUUAGCUGACAAGUCAGCUACCUGGCUAUGUACACUGCUAACAGUUUUACAGAUUGUUCACUCAACAUCAAAAACACUACAGUUGUGUGUUGAGGAGAGGAAAGGAUAGCCAGGACCAGCAGCCUGUUGUUCCUGCUGCAUUCUGAAGCAGCUUACAUUAGCUGACAAGUCAGCUACCUGGCUAUGUACACUGCUUACUGUUCUACAGAUUGUUCACCCAGCAGCAAAAACACUACAAUUAUGUGUUUAGGAGAGGAGAGGAUAGCAAGAAGCAACAGCCUGUUGUUCCUGCUACAUUCUGAAGCAGCUAACAUUAGCUGACAAGUCAGCUAUCUGGCUAUUUACACUGCUAGCUUUUUUACAGAUUGUUUUGCAUUACAAAUAUCUGAUGAAUAUAAAAAAAUCAGGUCUUUAUUUACAAUGUACCAAUAUAAUUUAUUCAGUAUUAGUCUAUUGUAAUGCCAUAAAUUACAUUUCUAAAAGUCAUUCUCAGUACAAAAUCAUGUUAUUGAGCAAAUGUUUCUAAGAGUCAAAGAGCUGUAAGUUUUUAACUCAUGAUGUGCGAGAGCAUUAACAUCAGUUUACCAGACCAACCAAAUCUCUUUAUAUGUGUAAAUGUCCAUCUCAGAUAUGGGUUUGUCUCACCUUUUUUUAUUACUUGUUUUGGUAAGUCUGAAUAUAUGGCUAUCCCCCUAGACAAAGUGGCAGCUGCCAAACUCAUGACACCAAUAGGUGAGACAGAGGCUAAACAACAUUAACUGUUUAAAUCUAAAACCAGACUUUAAGUUAAGGCGAGGUAAUACAAAAUCUUUAUUAAAUUUGUCAUACAUUUGCAGUUCAAUUUUGUCUGAUCACAAAAAUAGCAUCAUGAAAAAUUGUGGUUUAACUUUACAUUUCAAAUAACUGGUCAAUAUAAAAAAUCUAAAUUAAUUCAUAAUCAAAACUAAUGCAGAAUAUUUUACAUAUGGUUGUCUUCUGAUGUGAUUGACUUUAUUGUUACAGCCUCUUCUUUUAAAUGCUCCAAAGUGUUUUUUACCAUAUUCACCAUAUUCUGGUGGAUGACUUCAGAAAAGCAGUAGCCACAAGAAGGCUUGUGCUCACAAAUCACUUAAUAUUAGGUGCCAGGGACUAAUGUUUUGAGAAAUCCCUUGGAGCAUUUCUAUAAUCUAAAGGUUCACAUUCACAAGCUAUAUAUAACCAUGAUGCUUCAAACCUGGACAACUAACUUUUGACGCUAAAUCAAAUCAGUUUACCAUUGAUUCAAAAAGGCUACCUUGGGAAAUAAAUAAAUAAAUAAAUAAGCAAGAUCUAAAAGCAUUUUUUCAGUUUUUAUCAUUAUGUUGCUGACUUCUUUGUCAUAAAUCUGUUAGUCACGAGCAACAGAUGAAUAUGGCUCUACCUUACCUUGUCCCAUGAUCUAUAACUUAAAACUUCUACUAUAUCCUUUCAUUCAAGUGGAAUGAAUAGUCAUCUUAAGUUAAAGAAGCUAGCUUAAUCUCAGAGGGCUGUUGCAUAGCAUAUUUCAAUCAAGUGUGUGUACAAGUGUGUAUGGCUGCAGUAUCACUUUUCACCACUAGGGGCCAGUACUGAGUUACCUCCCACAUACACACUUUAGCACACAAAUGUCGGUAAAUGUGUAUUCUGGGGUGAACCCUGAAAAUUUGACAGGGCACUAUUUUAACCAUUUUAUCACUGAAUAAUAGGUUACUUUUUGUGGGGUCCAGGAUUUUGGUCCCCACUUUAUUUUCAGUCCCCACGCUGUGAGUGGGCUAUCACAUCUCGGUACCAACAAUGUAUUAAAGACAAACACACACACACACACACACACACACACACACACACACACACACACACAGACUUACACACAGUACUGUGUUCAUGCUCACACUGAGGUUGUUGCAGUAAGAGUGAAUGAAGCGUAUAGGAAAGUCCCUCCAGUCAAACACACAGUUUUCUCUACAUUGGAUUUACUGCAACAAAUUAUGGACUCUCCUGUGCGCUUUGGCCUUCAGCCACCACCCACCCACCUCACACACACAUCCCCACUCACAAACCAGCACACACUUGUACCUCUCACAUUCACCCCCUGCUUUAUCUCAGGGUGUGUUUCUCCCCGGCACUGUAAGUCUGAAUGACAGCAGUGUCAGCUUUAUGGUUGCACUGUUUCUGCUCAAAGUGUGUGUGUGUGUGUGUGUGUGUGUGUGUGUGUGUGUGUGUGUGUGUUGUGUGUGUGUGUGUGUGUGUGUGUGUGUGUGUGUGUGUGUUCGACUGUUACUGGGAUUACCUCACCUAUCUGCUGAAUGACAGACUGUGGAGAGAGUCCAGGUGGAUGGGAGGUUUGCUGAGCAGAUACAGGAAGGUGAAGGACAAAAGGAGGGAGAGAACAGAGAGUGGAGAGGAAGAGUGUUUCUUCUGAGAGAGAUACAAGAGGAAGAUUUAAACUGGAGCUUAUAACGGGGGAGUUAAAGAGAAAGAGAUGAGAAUAUGAUGAUAAUCUUUCUCUGUCUGUCCUCUUGUGAUUAUCUCAGGAGCAAAAGAUGUCACCAAAUCGAGGAAGUGUGCUCUUUAGGUUACAAAUAAACUGAUGAAGGUAGAGAAAGAGGAGGAUAGAAGAUAUAUACUUUUGUGUCGUCUUCUUUCCAGCUGAGAGAGUGACAUUUUAUUUAUGAAGUCAAUAAAAUGUCCCAAUGGGAAACAUAGACACACAAACACACACUGAUACACCCACAUGGUGGGUUUACGGCAGCGUGCCAGGAAGACUUUUCAUCAGCCGUCGCCCAGUCAUAGUAAUGAUGUCAUCCUCUCGCUCUUUUUCUUCCCCUCACCAGCUUUUACACACACAAGGACACACACACACACAUAUUAAAUGCAUUACACAUAUUAGCGCAGAAGAUUAACAACAUCUUCAGUGAAAAGUUUCAUAAGGCCAUUUUUGAAAUUGAAGUCACGCACGGUGAAAGUGAGAUCAGACGAAGAAUCAGUGGUUGUUGGCGUAUAUAUCAGCAUAAAUUUAUGUCUGUACAUUUUUAUGUAGCCUCCUACCUGACUGAUUAUCACAGCCGGUAUAUGAACCUAUAGCAGUGGUUUAUUAUCACACUCAGCCCUUGUAAAGCGAGUGAGAGAGAGAGAGAGAGAGAGAGCGAGAGCAUUCAUGUCAUCUGAAACUUUAAACUCAAACAGCUCAAUGGGAACAAUCGAUUAUUCAGAUCAGACUGUAAAUAGUUAAUUCUCCAUUGAACCCAUUUUAAAUCAUGUUUGAAAAUACAGUUUUUAAGUCCAUAUUAAAACUAUUAAGCACAGUCUAUUGAUUUGGGAAUCAAAUUAAUGCUGCGAAAUGUAAAUUUUGAUCUUGACUGUUUGAUUUAUUACACAAAUAAACACUGCAUCGCUACACCGGUGUGGUGUAAAGUCACGUCAAGGAGGUAGGAGACAGCUUCAUAGUGCUCAUUAAUGGCAAUCAAUCGACACCCAUUUAGUGUACGUGAUGUCUAGACAUUUCUCGGCACUUCACUUUACCUUUGAAACAGCCAUUUAGUUUCUAAGUGUUUUCAGCAGCAACACAUAUGUAUUUCUGUGCAGGCGUACGCCCACAUACAGCAGUGUAGGAGGUCAUAGGCGCAUGUUCAUUUUUCUAACCAGACAGCAAAAAGCGCUGGUGCACAUGGAAUAAUAACUGAUGGCUGCCUUCCAUUUAUCUGCUUCAGUUUUCGAGUCUUGCUAUUGUCUCUGCUGUCAUCAUGUCAGGGCUUACUGGGAUGUUUGAGCAGAGCCCAAAAACCCGUAAUGUCAUUAGUUACACCUGUGUUUUUCCUCCUGAUGAUGAGUCCUAUAGUGCAAAAAAGAAAGACUAUUUUCCGCUCUUUCACUUGCACGGCCUAAUGGUUCGUAAUAAACGAAUUGAGCUGAGAUAACUUUCAUUAAUUAAUUUUAUGCUUUACUUGCUUUAACAGCUUAAAAUGCCUGCCGGGAUAAAAGGUCCAAGAUAUGCACAGUGUAAGGUAUAUUAACUGUAAUUCUUUGUGCAUUUGCUGUUGUGGGUCAUUAUGCAGAAAAUACUUGAACAUUGUGAGAAUGUGCUGUUCUGUAAGUGUUGAUGAGUACCAUACCCAGCAGAAAAAGCCUGCACAUUCUCAACCUUUGUGAGUUCUUGUAUGGAAAUGUGUGUAUGUGAGGAUGCAUAGCAGUAGUCAUGAAUGUGUGUGUGUGUGUGUUUGUGCCGUUGCAUAGUCCAAGUGAAGUGUUGCAGAGUGUUACAACUUAAUGUGUCUCAGUGUGAGAGCUGGGAAGAGCCAACACUGUUAGAGAAAUAUGGCACCAAUUAAUAUAUGCCUCGUUUUGUUCAAAUUCAACAAUAACUGCACUGGGAUGCAUUUAAAGGUAGUUGGCUGAUAGGGAAAAAAGAGACCUCCAUGUUUUCCUUCCAUCACCAUGCAAGUUUUCAUCCAAAAACCCACAUCUGCUAACACCCUGUCAGUUAACAAAUUGAGCCUGGAAACAAGCUGUGUGUAAAAACAUCCUUGGAGUGCUCAUUUGACAAGUGUAUGCAGCGUGCAAUGGGCCUCACAUGAGUAAACUGAGUUGGAGGGCAGCGGUAUCGUAGAAACCUCAGCAGUGGAGGGGAAAACAGAAGGUCAAAUGAGGUAGAACGAGAUAUGCAAAGCCUGCAGGUGAAACACGAGAAAGAAUUUGAAAAAUAACAAUGAAAAGGCAGAAAGAGCGAAAGAGAGAAUUUGUGAAGAAAUAGAGACCGAGAGAGAAAACGUGGGCGUGUGAAAGAACUAAACAGUAACAGAGUUAACAAGGCGUGUAAGAAUAUUAUUUCCCCAGACCAAGCAGCCCCGGUAACAACCACAGCAAAUAAUGAGUUGGAUUUUAUCAGCCUUGCAGACGGGUGAUAAAACCAUGCAUGGCACUCAUUUUCAUGCCGCGGUGAAAGACUUCUUUUCUUAGCUGUGAGAGGAAAUACAGUAAUAUCACCUGAGAAAGAGAUGUAAGGAAAAAAUCAAACACUGUUUCUGAUGUACACGGACACUUAUUUUGAUGAUAAGGAAAAUAUCAGUAAAGAUGUUAUUGGUACGAUUCCAAGCUCGCUAUUGCGCGCUUGCCAAACGACAGUAAUAAGUAGUGUGAGAGCGUGUACACCUAUAUUUUACUGGAGACUGACUGAACUGGUUCCAAAUAAAAGAAGCGACAUGCUGCUUUGUGUGUGAACAUAAACACUGUAUACACAUGCUCACUCAUACAGCACUGGAUACGCCUCUUAGGAGUAAGUUGACGUUCAGUUUCUUACACUAGGAGACUUCAACAUGAGACCAAUACCUCCUCUUUAACUGAGACAUGACUGCUGAACUAUGGCUGCCUCAAAGUAAGCGACUAGAAAGAAGUUGAUUUGAGUGUUAAACCAAAAAAGUGUGCUAAAAGAUGCUUUGUAGUCCAGCAAGCCUUGAGGGGAAUGUGAGAUACUCUAUGUUUACGUGACACUUGAGGAAACAGAAUUAUUGCCUUACUCCGAUUAAGACCGGACAACUGAAGUGCAUGUUAACACCUUAAUCCGACUAUAAUCAGAGUUUGAGAACUCCGAUUGGAGUCGGAGAACUCUGAUUAAGACACCCAGGUAAUGUGAUUUGAAUCCGAUUUCCUCUGCUAUGUAACUAGCGUAGUCGGAGUAUGAUAGGACACGGCAUGUGCGCCCCGGUAACCCCGUAACAGAAACACCAGAGAAUAGGAGUAGCAUGCACCUCAUUCGCAGAAAAAGUAGCGCGUACAUCAUGUACGACAAAAACAACGCUGUACGAUGCUCCAUCUCCGUGCUCGAUAAUAACUCCAAGCAGUAGUUGUAGCCGUGAUGUCUGGCACGGACUUGCUGUUGUUGUUGGGUCAACCAGACACAGACCCAUAUCGCCCUCUAGUUUUGGGGAGGACACAUACACGUCAAUAAUUCAAUUUUCUCAGCUGCAUGUAUACGCAGACAAGGAGAGAAGUCAGAUUCAGCCAAAAAAAUGAAUUAUGAGUUUAGUCCGAUGAAGCUGUGCAUGUAAAUGCACUGACUGUUGAUAUCAUCUGGUUUCUGUGACUCUGGCAAUGUUAAACAUAACCCGUGAUCAGUGAUAAUAUCUUGUGAUUUACUAUCUAAAUCAUACAGUCCUUGAAAGAUGUCACCCUUGUAUUCGGAGUUUGUUGUCAUUUGUUUUUCCAAAAGCACAUAUGAAAAUGUUGUUUUCUAGGGUAACAAAUACACCCAGCUCGUUCCAGGCCUGCAGCUUCUCUCCCUACAAAUGUUUUUAAUACAGUUUGUCUAAUUUUCCCGUCUGUUUUCCUCCCUUUCACCCAGUCUCUUUCUCUCCCUUCAUCUGCCUGCCUGAGCUUCUUGUGUAUCAUCACUUUGGUUCAGAGGAGGGUAGCACAGAGCUUGUGUCCCAGCAGGGUGUACGAGAGUGUGUGUGUGUCUGUGUGAGUAUGUGUGUAGCGUUGUCUCAGGAGUGCUGCAUUAGUCUUUGAACAGCUCCGAAUGAAAGGCAAAGACAUACGCACUCAGAGCUCCUCUCUCUUUUUUUUUUAUUCCACUCCGCCUCAACUCCAUUUCUUCUUUUGUGUUUCUUUUAUUCAUUCUCUCUGUUUUUCACCACACCCUCUUCUGACUUAUUUUUUUUUACAUCUUGAGUUUUUAAAGAUUUUCUGUCUUCAUUGUGCAGCACUUUUAGGUAAUCUCACUCCCUGUGCAGACCUGUUAUUAAACACUCAGUGAUUUAAUAUGACCCAGCACCCAGACAGUAACCCUCAUUUACAUUAAAGCUGACACACUUGUGUAAAAGGCAACGAAACACCGAGUCUGUCUCCUUAAGAGGACAUUACUCUCUUACCAAAAGACACACGACUCCUGCAUUAACCUAAGACCUUCCAUUAUGAGAUGUCCAGCCUUACGAUGAGGCUGCACGGCUGCCCCAUUUAUAAAUCAGGCCACAGCCAGCAGGAGAUUUAAAACGGUUACCUCUUAGAUUUUUCAUCUUGUAGUAUGUGAUCUCAGCGGGGGGAAAGCCUUAACCUUGACAUUCAGUGUUUAACUCACUGAGCUGCAUCAUGGCCACCUGAAACAGGACACCUCAGAUGUUUCUAUCAUUUCCAAGAUUAGUUUAUAUUGCCUCCUCAUAUAUAACUAACCAACAAAUCAGGGUUAUCAUCCAUCCUCAGAGUUCUGGUUGUGUUUCCCUGUUGUACAAAGACACAGAUAAGACAGAGAAAAAAGGGUUUCUGAUGUAAUCUGUUUGGAGAGCUGACAGAAUGAGUGUGUGUUCGCGGGUUUGUUCACAGCCGUGUUUGAAAAGGCCUCCAGCUGUGGUGAGAGGUCCUGUUUUAACUGACCAUUUACAAGAAGAAAGACCUUCGGACAGGUGUUUUCUGUUUAAAUAAUUUACAGAUUUGUACUCUGAUUUAUUCUUUCCAUGUCCUUAUCAGUCGCGCUUCUUUUCAGGUGAAGUCCAGAUUCAUUCCCGCAGCUCAGGUGACAUCAGUGUAGGCCGAGCUGCGAUUGUUUUUACGGGAGGAUAGUAUUGUGUCUCCUCGGCUCGCCUCUCAAUGAGUGGCCACUUGAGACGCCUGUCUGUGCGUAUGUGUGGGAUUGGUAAACCGAUAGGGCCCAUGUGAGAGGUCGAACAGACUGUCCUCUAAAUCAGUCAAAGUUGCUGCUGCUCUCUCGAACAGUAAAUUAAAACACGCUCUCAAACUUUUCUUUUUCAGUUCAGUUUCACCAGAGCAGUCUCAUGCUCAGAAUGUACCGGAGAUAAUCUGCAGACAAGAAUUAGGGAGGCAUCAGAAAUAGAAAUCAGAGCUGUGAAAUGAAGUUACAGUUUGUUCCAAAGCGAUAUAGACUCCCACCACUGAUAAUACCUUUUUAAUAUGUAACAACAGAACCCAGAGCAUGACCUCCUCCUACAGAUGGAUCACCAGGACCAACAACUCAAGAAACAAGAAAAAAACUGUUUUCAUAAUUACUGGGUAAAUUGAAACUGGCUGCCACAAAAUCACUGCUACCCAGACAACAUUUAGCACAAAAGGAUAGUUUAUGUUUUGGCUGGAUUUUUCCUAUGUACAUAUGCAUUUUCCAGCAAAUGUAGUGUAAGUUUCAGCAGAUCUAGUAUGCACAGUUCUAGGGCAGGGCAAUAAACCGAAAAUGUACUGAUACCGAAAUUCACGACAAAAACCAACGUUGUUUUGCCCAUGUCAAUGUAUUUGGUGUCAAAAAAAAAUCAAUAAAAUUUGUUUUGGAUGUGUGUAGAUAGGCUAUGGUCUCAUGUCUCUUUAAGACGCUGUCUUAUGUCGGAGACGUGACUCCACCCCAUCCAGUCUGUUAAGAAGAGGGAAAGUCAGGUGAGAAGAUGGAGGAUGGACGAAGUUCAUGUGGGAGGGGGCGAGCAGCUUGUAAAGUAAAGUAGUAUCGUCCAUUUAUCGUUAUUGAGGUGAACUGCUCAAUAUAAUCAUGAUAUUGACUUGAGGCCAUAUCGCCCAGCCCUACACAGUUUUGCAAGACAUAUUUAAAAAUAGAAAAAUCAUGAAACCACCUCUUUAAGAAAACUCCAUGUGAAAUACUGUAACUACACCUGCAUGGAUUUGGAUUAGUGCUUUAUUAUCAUUAUUAAAUAAGUGUUUUUAGGAGGUGUCUCUUUUUCCUGCUCGGGUAUUAUAUCAUAACCUUGCUGUUGCAGCUCUCAUGCAAAUAAGGCAAGUUUUAAUUGAAGACGGAGAGAACUGGAAAAUCAGCAGACUCAAAUGCCAAAAGAAAUAUGAUGAAUGAAUCCUUUUAAAACAUCACACACUAUGCAGAUAAUGUGUGAAGUCUGGAGAUAACCACUGCUCUGGUGCCAAAAAUAUAAGAUAAGUAAACUUUGUAUUUGAGUUAAGAGCAGCGAUCAAACAGCAGCUUCAUGUACUUAUUAUUAGUCAAGAUGAGAGCAACACUUACUGGCAUCAGGGGUGUGCUCAGACUUUUAUGACUGGGAUGGUUCGCCUGGGGUGGUGUGAACUUUGUAUGAACACAUACAGUCCGAAUAAACAGGAUUCAUCUACACUUCAUGUCUCUCUUUUAGUCAUGUACAGAAAAGUGACAUCAAACCUUUUAAGCUUAACAUUUUAAAGCUCCUAUCAGAAGUUUUUUGGCAUCAGUGAAAUGAACUGAAAUUCAUACUCCUGCUUCUACAUGAUACAUAAAAUCAAACAAGACCAUCGGUGACAAGUUUGACGUUAGCUGCAUGCUAAUUUUAGUGCCUGAAACUGGCAUAAAGAGGUAGGCGUUAUAUAUUAAAUAUCCAAAUAUAUAAAUAUAUUGUGGAUUUAUAUUCUGCUAUAAGAUAUAGCAGUCUGCAAAUGUGAUUGAUUGUUUGUAAAAUUGCACAUUAAGAUGAUAUUUUCAGUUAAACAUUCAAAUUUAUGUGCAUGAGAGAAGCAUCCCAGCUCUGUUUGUGUGCCUCUGUGUGCAACAGGCUGAACCAUCCCUUUAUGUGAGCACCAGGACUGACCCACACACACACACACACAAGAGCACAAAACAUGCACGAUGGCAAGGUCCAAUUGUCUGGUUGCCGGGCAAUGAGCUCACAGCAGUCGACCAUAACAGCCCCACUCUCCAUCAAUCAGCUAUAGAGUGCUCUGCUCUAGUAAUGAUGUCAUCACACACACACACACACACACACACACACACACACACACACGCACACACAUACACACACACACACACAGAGGCGUUCAUACACACUCUUCCUCUUUGUUUUGACCUUGGGUUGCUCAUAGAUUCUGUGUCUGUGCAGUCAUCUGUGUACGUGUGUGUCACUGUGUGUCACUGUGUGUUAAAGUGAGAGAGCAGUGAGUGGCGAUUGUCAUUGCCUUGCACAAUAUUACAAGAGUGGAUGCAAUCCACUUAUCAUUGGUUACAUGAAUCGCACGAACACACACACAAUCGCACACCCCUUUUGGCACAGACGAUCUUCAGUGAGUCCUUUUCAGGUCCUUUUGAACAACCUGAAAAUGUUUACCUUUUAUUCUUGACAUUUUUUUUCCAUCAAAAGAAACUUCAGCUCUGAAAUGACUUUACUGAAAAGAAGGUGUGCUCACUAUCAGCCACACCAUGAGGCGAUUUUACAAAAUGCAAAGUGUCGAGUCCUCAAACUGUGACAAGAAAAGGAGAAAUUUCUUCAAAUAAGCACUCCAAGUGUUCGAAGCCCUCGAGAGUUUGAUGACUCUGGCCAUGAAACCGAACCUCCUUCAGUUGUGCACACAAAAAUGUGAAGCGAGAAUCAACACCUCCCUAUAUGUACGCGCAAUUACAGACACAAACACUCAUGUGAAACAAAUUAUUUCAGGAUGACACACACACACACACACACACACACACACACACACACACACACACUUAUGAACACAUUCAGCUGGUGCAGCUGUGUAUCUGCCAGGCUGCAGGGCAGGGGGCCAGCACAGUGAGGUGAAGAGAGUGGCAAGAACACUAACUGGCAAAUCAGUGGCCAAUUAAAAACGCUCAGCACUCUCCCUUUGGUGUGUGUGUGCGUGUGUGUGCAUGUGUGUGUGUUUGUGUGAGAGAGAGUGUUUGUGAGUGUCCUUGUUUGACUGCCAAGGAGAGGGUUGGCACAGAAAGCAUGCUUCCUAUUCUCUCAGCAUGGCCUCUUAACUCAGAAGCUAACACACACACACACACACACACACACACACACACACACACACACACACACACACACACACACACACACACACACACACACACACAGCCUUGGAUUUGCUGUACCCCAUUGUCUUCAUUUGGGAUAAAUGAAUGCAUGUCCCGUCUCUCCAUGUUUGUGUGUGUAUGUUUUUAUAGACCUGUGUGUGUGUGUGUCCUCCACCCACAAGUGAAGUUGUGUAACUUUACAAAAUGAGGUUUGGAUAGGACACUUAACCCUGCCUUCUUUAUGAUAGCAUUGUAGACACUGGAGACACUGUGAUGAAUAGAGAGAAAGAGUUUACUCAUGGGUGUUGACUGAGUCCAUGAGUGUGUCUAAGCGGAAUGAAAGAUAACUCGGACCAACAGCUGCCUCGAGAGUGACUGCGCAUUAACCAAUCAGAUGUAAGAGAAACAACAACUGGAACCGUAGAUACUCUUUCACACAUGCACUGCUGAGAAUGUCUGAAGAGCUCUGCCCCUGAAAGUUUUCAAAGUUGCUUUAUAUGGUAUGUAAUGUCCAUGAUCCUCUCUGCGGAAGUCUUGAGAGAGGAUGAUGAUGAGUAUGGGUCUCAGGAGGAAGGGUAUGACAUCAAAAGCCUGCCUCAGAGACUCAGUGUCAUGUUCAUGUCAGACAAAGCAACAGAGACACACUUUGCAUUUUAAUGUGCGAAUCGACAGAUGUGCAGAAAUCCUUGCGGUUCAUGUCUUGAAAAGGAUUCUCUUCCAAUCGUAGAUGCUUGUAUGAGUUCUGUUACCCAUGAUUCCCUGUGGUUUGCAUAGGUUGCAUGACACUUGUUUAAACUGAAAUUUAAAAACUGAAACUGGCGAGGAAAAAGUCCAGACAAGGUUUUGCUGUUUGUGUUCACACGUGCAGCUGUUCUGGGAAAAUUUUGAGGAAGUUUUCAGGAGUUUUCUGCACAUGUGAACACAACCUAUUAAUGUGCCCGUCAUCUUCAUCUUGAUAAUGAGCCAGAGGAGUGAUCCCACCCUGAGUUAACUCUUCAGUUGACGUACUUCCUGGCUUGCAGUACAGCAGAUCCUUUGUAAAAAUGAAAAUGAUUAAUGGCUGAAAUAUGUCUUUUGGUUACAUUGGCCCAAAAUGUAAGUUGUCUAGCCAACUAUAUUUCUGUUCAUGCCAUUGUAUUAGUGUUUUUACAAACUUUUUUGUUAUUUUAUUCUACAGAAAAAUGCCACGUUCACCGUCUGAUGCGUGGAAGCAUUUCACACAAACUAAUGUUGAAGGAAAUUUACAUUUAUGUUUGGAUAUGAUACAGUUUGUUUAAAUUAAUUUCCAGUUAAUUCCCACAAAUUCCCAUGGAAAGUUUCCAAUUUGGUAUAUUUUCAAAAGUUCCAGGCUUAACUUCCCAUUAAAAGUUUUUAGAAAUUUACCGUAAAUUUUCUCAAUCCCCAAAGUUCGGUGGACAGCUGGGGCCUUGAUACAAUGACACUUAGGAAACACUGAAAUUGAAUGAGCUUGUUCGUGAUGCAUUCAUUUCACCCCAAUCAAAAAAUACAAUUAUCGUGGGUUAGACAGUUCACAUACUCUGCAGUAUUUUGCUGAAAACACACUUCUUUCCUUUACUCAUAAAAAUACUUUGCCUUUUAGUCAACUAAUAAGUUUGAGAAAAGCUCAGCAGUGCGUGGACAGGUCUGUCACCUCUUUUUUUAUUGGCACGUUAUUAUUCAUUGAGGUUUUGGGAGACCUUGAUCAAAGACAAAAUCCUAAAAAGAGGCCCAUUUUGUCGCCCAUAUCUGAGGAAAUGAUGCAAAUGCACAGGCCUGCGGGGGGAUUUUCUGCCGCUUACAAAAAUAACUUUAAUCAUACGUAAAUGUAUGUAAAUGUAUGAGGGAUGACCCUGUUCCGUUUGGUCUUUUACCAUAAUUUUCAAAAUGAUGGUUUGUGUCUACAGAGGAAAAUUGAUAAUGCACCAAGAUGUGUUAAAUAUCCUGCCUAGCCCCACCCUCUCAAUCAAAAGGAGUUAACCCCACCCACCAAAAAGAGACAAUAAAAGUCCAAAUGAUCAGAUCUUGAAAACACAAGUCAACUAAGUCCGUUUUCACAUUGAACAGUAUUCACACACCAACUGAGUCAUUGCACUCUUUAUUCAUCCAAAAUGAAAAUUUCAUAAAUUAGAUUAGUGGUCAUUAAACAAAGUGGAUUAAAGUACGACCUCUAUUAAUGCAACUACAUCAAAUAAAGAGAGCUGCAGCCAGUCUGUGGCUACAUUCUCCUUGUCCUGGAGUUUGAUUGCAAUUACCUCUGGUUGUCACCGGUAAGAGCAGUAGCCUGAGGGUUGUGGAGCAGGGGAUGGUUGUAAAUGGUGUUUGAUUGUACAGAUGAGGGAGAAAAAAAAAGAGAGAGAGAGAACGAGAGAGAGAGGAUGAGUGCUUUCAACCUGGAAAUGUUGACCUUUUCUUUUAUGUUUGUCUUUGCUGAAUGUUUUCUGCUUCCUGGCUUUAUGAACUUUUGUUUCUUGAAGAGAAAUAAGAGAAAAACAUGGAUACCAAAAAUAGUUGAGGUCAAGUCCGAGGAAUUUCUGUGAUGCUCCUUUCCUUUUGCAUCUGCCACGUCCGCACUUCCAGUGAGACGAUGUGAAAUGGCAGAUAAAUGAUGGUGAUCAGUUCAGGGCACUGGUCUUUGGAGACAUGUGUGCACCCGAGAUAACAUUCCUCUCUGCUUUGAGCACCUUGAGCCUUCACAGGGCUGAUUACUCACUUGUGGUAUGGCAAAUAUGUUGGAGCCAAGGAAAAAAUGGGGUUGUGGUUGAAGAAGGCAUUUCCCCCCCUUGCAUUACAGUAAUGGUCAGUGACUCCUUCGUCUUCAGACACACAUAUGUGCACACACAGAAAGACUCAAAGCAUUCUUCUGCUCCGACCAGUAAACAGCUGUGAGACACUACGUCAGCCCCCAAAGUAUUCUGCUUGUAUGAGUUCUUAUCCUGCCAUAUCAGUGAUCAAUGAUGAGAAAUGUCCCUCAGGAUGAGCCACUGGUCUGAGUGAGUAACUGGAAACUUAGUGAAAGCUCUUAGAUGAGAUGAAUCUUUGUGUUUAAAUUGAUUUUUAAAAAGCAAAAAUAUUCUUGAGAUGCUUUUAUUUUGAAAGGAUUCCAUCUGCAUUUUCAUACCUUGUUUCUCAGUUUUGCUUUAACCUUUAACCUCUCAUUCAUCCAGCAGGGUUGGCAUUUAUAUCUGUAUUUAAAGCAGCCUUUAGAGGCAUCUCUUUUGCUGAUGUUAGCCUUUGAACCCUGCACUUGUGGUCGCGCAGUCGCUACUUUAAAAAAAAAAAAGACUGCAGCACUUUUGCAGUAGACACAAGAUGAAAGGAUGAAAGGAUAGUGAGUUUUUUUUUAUGCUUAGCAAAGAGAGGCUGGAAAAAAUGCAAACAAUUCGAAACAGAGUGAUAGAGUGAGUGGACAAAAGAGUUUAUAAUGUAAACACACCAGCAUGAAGUCAAGUAGAGAGAAACACUCACAGCGAGGACGCUCUUCAGGCAGUUAAUUGUCAUUAAUUAGUUGCACACACACACACACACACACACACACACACACACACACACACACACACACACACACAGACACACAAACGCAAAUUUAUGAACUCAUUUAGCUAAACAGUGGAUCCAACAUGUGGCCGUGAAUCUCCUGCAGUCAAGGCUCCAUUUUUCUGCUUGACUCCACAGCUGUGGCCUCCCUCUUUUUUCUUCCUUAUUUUAGGACAGAACUUAAUAUCUUCAGUCCCAGUGCGUUCACCAGUUUAUUAAAGCCAUCAUCACUCACAGGUCACUUAUUGUUAGCAAAUGAAAUGCUACAGUGUUGGUCAUUUUGGUCCGUCUGUAGGAAACAAACAGAUAGGGUUUUGUGUCGUUCUGCGAUGGUGUGAUUGUGGUCUGUCGUAAUGUUGGACACAAAAGUGGGGUCAUGACGUUAUUCCUCUCCAUACUGCACUUUGUGGUUAGGUGGUUAAACUGUUACUUGUGUUACCAUGCCUUGUACACGUAAGGCAGAAGCCCUUUGUCUCCAAAACCACCACUUAACCAGACAUCAUAAAAAAGUGUUUUUCAAAUAACUUAAUACUGAUCAGGACCUGAUCUCAUAUAAAGCAGAUAUUAGAUCAGUGGUUAAUAUCACUGUAGAUUAGGGCUGGGCGAUACAUCCUUAAAUCAAUAUCAUGAUAUAUUGAGUAGUUCACCUCAAUAAUGAUAAAUAAACGAUAACUACUCCACAAGCUGCUCACCCCCUCCCACAUUAACUUUGUCUACUUCAGCUGCCAUUCCAGCUGCUACAACUUUUAAACCGUCCUCCAUCUCCUCACCUGUCUUUCCCUCUUUUUUACGGGCUGGAUGGGGUGGAGUCACGUUUCCGAAGUAGGACAGCAUCUUAAAGAGAUCAUAGCCUACCUACACACAUCCAAAACCAACUUUUAUUUAUUUAUUUAUUUUGACACCAAAUAUAUUGACAUGGGCAAAAUGACACUGGUUAACGUCGUAAAUUUCGGUAUCUGUAAAUUUUUGGUUUAUCGCCCAGCCCUACUAGAUCAUGUCUAUUAAAAUGUGAGAAAUGCAAAUUUGUCACAAGGGUUGACUCAUCUGUGCAAUAAUCCCAGUUAUAAGCAGAUAUAUCUACAAAGGUUAAACAUCCUCAUCCUCUGCUUUAGUGAAGCAGAUCAAACACAUAUGAUGCUGUUUUUCUCCUAUAUAACCUCAUUAUAAGUCACAUUAGACAAAACAAAUGUAUUAUAAUAAAAAAUAGAUCAAAUUUAGUGGAAAAAAUCCAAGAGGACAUUGAACAUGCACUGUGAUGUAUGAUGACACACACGCAGAGUUUAUCAAAGGUGCUGGCUGCUCCACUGUGCGGUGCAAUUCAAUCAGCUGCUCACUUAAUGUGGUUUAGACUAAAUUAUUCCAGACUAAUUUAGGCUGCCUGAUGCCUGGAUUGGACAUGAUGGAUUAAGACAAAGAGUCUCCAGUGUGUAUGAUUGUGAGGCAGGAAGUCUCCACUGAGGAGUUGUGUGUGUUUGCUGUAAAGAAAAGCUUCUAAACAGCAUUUACUCCUCAUUUACUAUAUAUCAGCUCUUAAUUUUAAAGUGAACAUCAUGAUCUCAGCGCUGGCUGUGUAUUUUAAACCAGAGGAUCUCUAUCUUCAUGAUAGUUUUCUGUCUUUUCACUGAAUCCUAAAAGAGCUGGGACAUCAAGAUAAAAAGGAGGGCAGCUGGAAGACCGUCUCUAGGUUAUAUAACACCUCACCCAUCCUGGUCCCUCUCCCCUGGCACCACCUUGUGUUCCCUUCCUCCACUUAAUCUCUCAUAUGUGCCUUUCUCAUUUGCUGUGGGCUGUAACAGGUGGUAGAUUUCAACCUGACAUCUUUCGAUACGAGCUGGUGUCACAUUUACGCUAAAAGUCGGUAUCACUCUGCAGUGAAACCUUCACUCUAUAUCCUCCUUUGCACUCCCUCAUCCUGUCUCUCUCUCUCUCUCCCUCUCCCUCUCUCUCUUCCUCCCUCUUCCACUGACAUUUUUCAGCUUUCCAAACUCCCUGCUGUGUCUGGCUGGCUGCGCCAGUGUUAUCCUCCCAGUGAGUUUCUAUCUGCCUCUUCCCCGCCACCAUCUGCUUCUCCCUUUGUCUCUCUUUCCUCUCUGCCUCACUCUCUCUUUCUCUGUCUCUCUGUCUGCUUUACCUCAGUGUCCCUUUUUAUUCUCUCCAUCUGUCUUCCUUCCUGUCUUUUCUGGAUCUCUAUAACUUUAUUUUUAUUUCAUGUCUAACUUUUUGUUUCUCAGUCUUUGCUGUCUGUCUUCUUCUUACUUCUUUACUUCUCAGAACCACAUGAUGGAUUUGUUUGCAGCUGGUGUCAGAUGUGAAUUUUCUUGCUUCUUUUCUAACUUGCAUACAAUACGAAUAUCUGUAGUGCACACAAAAACCUGCAGCUAAUUGUGUGCACCCCCUUUAAUGCUAACAUGCUAAUUUCAAAGCCUUACAUAUGCUAAAGCUCACCAUUGAAGCCGGCUGACAUCCAAUGUCAAAUACCAGACAUUCUUCUGUUCCUUUUCUUGUAAUGCCUCCGCCUCAUUCUCCAUUAUAUCUUAUUUUCACUGGAGCUUUCAAUCCUGGAAAUCUGUGCAUGUGGAUGUAUUUUACCCUUACUAAUGAAACACACAAAUCCAUCCACACACUCCAAUUCCUGUCUGAGUCUUCUUUAAGCUGUAAUGAAACUUGACUGCGACACAUUCACGCACACACACCAAACACGCGCCACCUACACACCUCUUUCGUAGUCUUCUUACACAUAAGAAGUGGGUCAGUGGGAUGUUUGACAUCCCACACAUGCUCCAUAAACACUUACAGGUGCACACGCACACACACACACACUGCAGCUGGCUAACAGCAGGCAACAUGUCUCUCAUAUCCCUGUAUCAUCCCCGUCAUUCCUCCACAACCUGCCUAAUUAGUCCCGCAGAGUGUGUGUGCGCGCGCUGCCGACAAUCAGCAAGUCUCUCUCAUGCGCGGCGUGUGUGGGUGUCUGCUGAAGUCAGCCGGUUGUACAUUUAAUGUUUUUAAAGAUGCACUAGAGUUUGUUUUUUCCCCCCCUGAUGAAUAUGACAGGUCCUGUUUAUAGGUAUGACCUGUACUUGCAUUGCAGUUUUUAAAAGCAAUAAAACAUUCUGCAGACGGUGGCAAAAUAAAAAGGCGCUCGCGGAGAAAAUGUCAAAUAAGAAGAAGCUUUAAUGUGUUUUAACCGAGAAAUGACACCGAUAAAAGCAGUAUGUUAAAGCCUUCUCGAACACAUCUUUAUUUAAAGUAGCUGUUUCACUUAUGUUUUAGAUGUGUCCUCUUGUUUUAGAGCUGAUACAUGUUUCAUCUCACUUGGUAAAUGUCUGACAUUGAUAUGUAUGUGAGUGGCGUGUAAUAUCCUGCAUUCUUUCAUUAAAUUAUCAGCUCGCUCUGCUACAGAUUAUAAUAAAGCUUUGUUUCACUCUUUACUUUUGAUGUGGUUAAUUAACUGUUGUGUGCCGUCAUCAACCGUCCCCGUGUUUUUAUAAUGAUAAAAAAACAAUAAGAUGAAAGUUGUGCAUGUUGCUUGUUUGCAGCAGCAGAUACGUUUGAACCCACAUCAAGAAUCUCAUAGUGUAGUUCAUGCAGGAGGAUCAAAGCUACAUAUGUUUCUGUGCUAAAUUUACCCUUUGAUGCAUGCAUACUACACACAUCUACUCACAUCACUAUAAGUUUGUAAUAUAUUUGCUAAUUAAGAUAACACUUUUUGUUGUUUUUCUUCCACAAGGGAGUGCUGA